Molecule: messenger RNA, 57589 nt
Organism: Xyrichtys novacula (pearly razorfish)
Lineage: Eukaryota; Metazoa; Chordata; Actinopteri; Labriformes; Labridae
Source: the annotation of a GenBank genome assembly
AUGGAUCUACGUGGGAGCAGAGGGCCAGCAAUUGGCCAGGACCUGAGGGUUCAGGGGUUAGGUUUAAGCAUUUCAACCUCAGCGAUGCCUGUCAGUUCACUCAUAUCAGCAGUGAGGCAGCAGGACUACUCAGCCAGCGUCUGGCUCCGCAGGAGGGAAAAACUCGAACAUGUAAGUUCUUGAGUUUUGGAGUUUGGAGAAUGAUUGAGGGAUGCUAAAAAGCUGAUGAAAAUACAGGGAGACCUUACUUUGUGAUGUGAAUCUGUCAGUUAACAAAAAAAAAGACAUUUAGCAUUUGUAUGUUUGUAAUGGAAUAAUUAUAGCUUUGAUUGAAAGGUGAGGCAAAAGGUGCGCUCCUUAAGACCUCCCAAGCUCUCUAUUUGUCAAUCUGCCAUUCUGCAAUUUUGCAAAACUUAAAUUAUUUUAACAACAUAGAAAUAUCAUGAGGCAAAAAGUGUUUAGAAGUCAGAUCUGCUGUUACAGGUUUUUCUUGAGUCAAAUCUGGAUACAAUAGGUUUUUCUGUGGUCACUAUUACAGGCUGUCAACAAGUCCCAAUGAAAUGAGCUCAUCUUUUUCCAAAGUCAAAAUGGCAUCCCAAAAAGACUUGGCGAUACAAUUUUGAAGAUAUAAUAAUUAGUAAAUCUAAAACACUACGUCUUUUUAUGUUUCUCUUAAAAGAAAAAUCAGUGGACAAAAGGACAGAAUAAAUGUUUUUUCCAAGAACAUUUGGACCUGAAAGGCACUGUUGAAAGCUUUCAUGUUCUGCUUUUUUUAGUGACCCCUUGGGAUGAACUCUGUAUUUUUCUGAAAUAAAGACCAUAUCCCCCAUGAGCGCCACUAUUGCGAAGAUUUGACCCUUGCCAAAGCAUGCAUUUUGUUGAGCACGAAAAUAAAUGAAAUCUAGAUCGAGUUUUAUUACUUAACUUUGUUCAGGACAACUUUUUGUAGUAUGCAGAGUGAAAAGAUUACAUGUUGAUUUUUAACAACAAAUGGAUAUCAUGAAAUGCUUCAGUGUAAGAGUGGAACUAUUUUUAAACUUGUUAAAAACUUUGCAUAGUCCCUUAAGUUAGAUUACCAGAGUUAGUCUAGCGAUAAAACCUCAAGGCAUGUAGUAUGUGAGUGCUAGAUAUCAAUGCUAGUAUUAAUCCAAAAGCACAAUCUUGUGUUACAUGGGCUACACUGGGUCGUUUCCAGAACUGUGUGAAAAGUGGAAACUACAAGCAAAAACCUUAAACCACUAUGACACCUUAUAUCAGUCAUUUCAUGCAAAGAGUCGAAUAUUUAUUGUCCUGCAGAAUCUACAGUGUCUCUGCUCUCAGUUGUUAUAAAUUUCUGUAUCACUUGAAGUGCAUAAACUACUUGAUAAUGGAAAUAACCUCCAUUUGUAAUUGUCACUUUUAUUCCAUAAGAAAGUUUGCCAUAUCACAAUAUAGUAUGGCACCGUGAAAGAGAAACAAUGGUAAGUAAUUCAAACUUGAAUUACUUACCAUUGUCUAAACCCUUGUUUAGAACAGAGAGUUCAAGUUCGUAAAAUUUGCAUGCUGUGGGAGGUCUCCGACAAGCCUUCGACUCUGCACUCUAAACUGUCUUCUUUCCUGCCUUUGUGAUGUCAAGUACUCACUUUUGUUUUCUAUUACAAAGGAGUGAUAAGGUGCCUAGGAGACUCACUGCUAGCAGGUAAACAGAAUCAGCAUUCUACAGAGAGCCUUUAGGUGUAGAGAUUAAGCGUCGGGGAAAGGACUUGGAAAUGUGUGUGUUGAAUAUUUGAUGCCGGAGAGAAACAGCGCCGCGUCCAGAGAGCUGCUUUCAAAGCUUGUCUGCAUAACCAACUAGGGUGAUGAAUCAGCCUGUCCUAUUUCACACACACACAUACUGUACACUGCAGUUUAACACACACAUACAGUAUACUGUAACUGUUUUGCAGACAUCAGACCAUGCACAUAAACAAGCUUGUUUUCCUGCUGCAGUUGCUGAACAGACAAUGGAUUUUGCAGUUGAACUUCACUCCAGAUUGACCCAGAGACAAUCAAUAUGACAUAAUCUCUCAGCUGUCAACUCCCAAUACAAAUCUUAGCACCAGUGGCAGGAUCUAUUAACUAAUAUUGUGUUAGGAACAUGUUGUUUCAUCUCUCCAUUCAUGACAAUCAGAUUAUUACAUGAUGGGGUUUUCUUUAAGGGAUUUAACUGGGACACACCUAGAACAAAAGAGCAAGACCUAACAUGCUGACAUCAGUGAUCAAUGUAAAAUAAGAUGGAGGAGAAUGAGAUAAGACACGGAAACUGAGUGCUUCAGGCAGGCUGAGUGUAGCUGUCUAAAACAAUGCGGUUCAAGUAUCAGCCUGAGCAUUGACUUGUCAGACCCAGAGUCAGAAAACAGAUAAUCAUUUCUAACUUUAACCUACGUUUUUUGUUGUACCUUUCAAUCCACACGAGCCUUUCUUUUUCUAGAAAUCUAGAUUUAUGAGACAUUUUAAUUUAAGUGGAUAACCACGAAACAUUACAUGUAAAUAACUGUAAAUAUUAUUAAUAAUGAUUUAUCAGUUUAGGUAGUGUCCAAAAAAUCGAGACUCAUCUAAGAUAAUUGUUAAAUACAGUGACAUUGUUCACCAAAUGAAUUUUUAAAACAACGGGUCAGUAGAGAAUAAAGUUACGUAAUUGACAUUUAGUGGAAGUAACUUGCUGUAAUAAGGAGUUUUAAUGACCAACCAUGACCAUUCUUUUUCCCAUUAAGAAUGGGACCCUUAUCUGGCAGGCUGAUGACAAGAAAAAACGUAUCAAAUCAAAUCAUCUCACAAUACACGCCAAUGUAAAUAUACCAGAAUUAUCACAAUAGCUACAUUUCAUCUGCUGUCCUAGGGCAGGUAACUAUAAAAAGAGCAGAAAGCAGAUUUUAAGUAACAGGACACCUCACUGCACAACUCACAAGACUGUACACAGAAAAUACAGUUUUAACAAACAAGAUGGACAUAAUAUUUACAUAAUAACUCAAAAAUAGAAAUCUAUCUAAAAGCAGGAUUGUUUCAGUAAAACAAAUGUCAUCCAAAAAAGUAAUCAGAAGUAAUAAAAAGGUGAACUACAAGAGAGAAAUCUACAAAACUGAAGAUGCCACAUAAAAAAAACUUUUCAGUGCCAUUUUCAAAAAGAUGGAUGGAUAAGUGGAAAGGAAAUGCCUCAGAUUCUGACAGUGAUGUAGUAAACAGCACUGAUUCAUACAAAACCAUCACACCUCCAUGAGCUGAAAUUUUCAGCUUAAUGUGAGUCUUAACAGCCAGGUGAGCUCAUUUAAAGAAAGCAACAGAGUUAACUGUUUCUAUAGAUGCAGCUAAAACUGGGAGAUGAAGAGUGUUUUAAACAGAAGUAACAUCAUCAUUGUGAUAUUUAACAUUUUCCAGAUCAAUAACUGAUAAUACUUCCAAUUCCCUAAAUAGAUAGCAAUAUGGUAAGUGGGAUAAUGUGGAUAGGGCUAGUUGUUAUAGUGAGGAAUCCCUUUUGUUUCAGAAAUUCUCACAUCGCAUUAGAGUCCUGCUCACCCCGUCAGUCUACUAUAACAACCCACUCACUAUACAUAACCCCAAAUCUAACACCUGAAUUAAUCCUUUUUUUGUUCUCAGAGUUUACUCUAUUUCAAGUGUCAUACACUCUCGUCCAGUAAGUGGAUCUAAAUGGAGGGACACGCUGAUAGUUAUUAGCUUGUAUCUUCCUGGGUAUGUUUCUUUAACCCAUCUCUCCUUUCUAUUACAAGAGCAGAUGCUGACUUAUUCAUUUCUGCUCAUGAGCAGUGUGGUUCCUGAGGCUGCUUUUAUAAAAGUGCAUCUAAGUGCCUUUAAUACCAUUAGCAGUCUGUGGGGAAUGGCUGCAAGGAUACUCCAUUAUUUUAUGUUAGCAUUGUCCUGGCCCUUGUAGUUAGUGCUAAUUGCUUAUAUUCCACGCAUUUGGUUUUCAAAUGCAAAUUACAGAAGAAAGUAAAUCAGCAUAUUAAGUUUCUUGUAAGUCUCCUGUUUCAAUUACAGGAUCCAAAGAUUUUAACAGUGUCCUCUUAAGGUGGACUUAAAGCAAGGUUGAGGCAGCAGUUUACAGCCAGGUGGGUAUGCUUAGUCCAGAUCAAAGUCAGUGAAGUCUCCCAGAUGAAUUUUAGGGUUGGCAGCUCAGAGUAGAGCUGGCUCCGCAGCCUGAUUGCAUUUCCAAUUUCAUGGUGUCUGUGCUGAUGUAUAGACCCCGGUCCAAGAACAAGGUGGUCAAAGUAUAUAGGCCCCUGAGGCUUUCUUUCCUGGAUACAUUCAGUCUAAGAGAUUUGAUAUAUCUUUACCGUAGGCUGUUUGGGAUUAAGGAUAAUUAUGUAAGGGACUGAGGAAGAGAGUUAAGGAGGUAUAGGAACUUUUUUUAAAGCUAAAAAUGAGGAACCAAAAGGAUUUCAAUCAAUCAAUCAAUCAAAUUUUAUUUAUAUAGCACUUUACAAUAUCCCAAAUGGUACCCAAAGUGCUUUACAUAAAAGCAAUAAAAUAACACAAGAAAAAAUACCAUUAUAAAAUAAUACAAUAGAAUAGAAUAAUACAAGAACGAUGAAAUAAUAAAAAUGAAUAUGAAAAUAAAAUAAUACAAUAAAAUAGUAUGUAGAAGUGCUAAAAACCUAUAAGUACAGGACUACCUAGUCAGAGUUAAAAGCAAGUCUAAAAAGGUGCGUCUUUAACUUUGAUUUAAAUAAACUGAGGUCAGUGGUGGUGCGUACAUCUAGCGGCAGUCUGUUCCACAGCCUAGGAGCUGCAACAGCAAAAGAACGAUCACCCCACUGUUUGAGUUUUGACCUCGGGACCUCCAACAGGCGCUGACCGGAGGAACGGAGGGCCCUGCCAUGAUCGCGAACAGUUAAAAUCUCUGACAGGUAGGAGGGGGCCAGGCCAUUUAUGGCAUAAAAAGUAAAUAAUAAAAGUUUAAAGUCAAUUCUAAAACAAACUGGAAGCCAGUGUAGCGAAGACAGCACAGGGGUGAUGUGUUCACGCCUAGACGUGCCCGUUAAAAAUCGUGCAGCAGCGUUCUGUACAAGCUGGAGACGGGAGAUUAAAGACUGGCUGAGGCCAACAUAAAGGGCAUUACAAUAGUCCAGUCUGGAACUGAUGAAGGCAUGGAUUGCCUUCUCGAGGUCCUGCCGACUUAAAAAGGACUUCACUUUGGCCAGGAGACGCAGUUGAAAAAAGCUGGUACUGACGACAGAUCUAAUCUGUUUAUCGAACUUAAGUCCACUGUCAAAUGUUACCCCCAGAUUCUUAUUUAUCAGCCAUCAUGAGACUGUUGCUAACAUGAUAUUCUGUUCCUUUUUAAUUGCUAAGUGGUUUUUCAGUUAAUUGGUUAGAGGACAGAUUUUAAAGAGCACGAUUAUAAUUGUGAUGGUUGUGCUGAGGCGAACCAUGUGAGUGCUGUGUCUGGUUGAAACCCACCAAGAAUCUCCCUCUUUUUGUGGUUUAGUAGAUGCUGUAUGCAGGUUUUAGUGAGAAACUAUCAAGACCUUCUACCUAACCAUCUUCCACUUCACCACUGUAUACAUCAUUAGUGAAUAUGAAGUAUUUUUAAUAUAUAUCAAGUUGAAUAAAAGAAGGUUUUUGAUAGAUAUCCUAUCAUAACCCUUAAUCCUGUCAAAUCCCUCUGAUCAAGAACAGAAAUGACAGCAGAGUGCUUUUCCUGCAGGCAUUUUAUACAAGCUGUUGCUCAGCCUCUUUACACAGGUUUAGACAUCUGCCUUUUCCUCCAUUGACUAUUUGAGUUGAAGGGUAUGUUAUCUGACUUUUGUAUUCCUUUUAUUUUUAAUUGGCGAGUGUUAUCUCACUGUUAGCAGCAGGAGGAAAACACUCACCUGGAUCUUUUUGUUCUCUCUCAGCACUUUAGCUCAGACAUUAAACAGCAUCUCUAAAAUGUUGAUGGCUUUGAUCUCUCAAUGAGAGAGUCUGGAAUCAGGAUUUGCUCUUAGACAUAAAGAAAUUACAUCACUGUCGCAUUUUUCUCCCCUCUAACAGAUCUUCUCAUCUGUUGUCAAGUUCUUGUACUCUUUCGAGAGUGUAAUUGGUUUAUUAGAGGUGGUUAUUCGCACCUAAAAGACAGGAUAUUAUCUGUAUGAGGGCCUUGAAGAGAAAUUGAAAGCCCUAUAAGGCGCUGGUGCAAAAACUGAGACUGAAAAAGUCCAUUUCUAUUUGAGGUUAAGAUACCGGUGUUUGUGCGAAUGCUAUUAAAUCUAACGGUGAGAAAAUAUCAGGAUAUGCUGUGUGUUUACGUGGGUGUCUUUGGCUAGAAGCUCACCCUCAUCAAUUUCCCUCUCCCCCCACUCUGCUCGAUAUCAGUUCCCAAUAAGAUUGAUGCUUGGGGUGUUUGGCUCCGCCUGUGACAGCUUGGCUUGAGUUCAGCUUCACUUUAAUUUAGCUGCAACUUAACACUGUGUCCAAGCUUUUGGCUUUAAUUAAAGUUUACAUCUCACUGGCUUAUUUGCUGCUGAAAUGUGUGAUGCUGGGACCAGUUAAGACCCAUUUAAAUUUGGGGUAUUUUAUCCAUAAAGAUUAUUUUAUACUUUAAUUUUAUUCAUUUAUUCAUUUUGUUGCAGCUUAAUUUUUGGAAGUGUUUCUGCAUCAAAACCAUUAAGUGGACAUAUAGUAGGAAAGUGAGGUUAUGUUAAGGGGUUGUUGAUGAUGAGGAAAAUGUUAAUUCAAAUGCUUAGUAGAAAAAGGUUUCUGAAUGUAAGCCUGCUAGGCCUUCAGAGACGAGGAUUAAAGGAGAAAUAAUGUACACAAAAGAGACAUUGAGUUGUGGUUGGAUAAGAACGGUGGUGUACUCACAGGACUCCUAAGUGCCCCAUAGACUUUCUUCCAAUUGCUGAAGCAUUAAAAAGUGCCCUCUGGAUGCCGUGCCAGAAUAUGAAAUGUAAAAAGUGCCCUCUUGAGGCCCUUUUAGAAUAUAUACCCCCAAAUGUACACUGUGGAAGUCCUUCCAGUAUGUCAAAGAUGAGAAACUACUCUCUUGGAGCCAUUCCAGUAUAUAUAAAACACAAAAAUGUGCCGCCUGGUUGCUCCUCCAUUCAUUUAUAAAAAAAAGUGUCCUCUGAAUGACUUCUAAAAAAUUAAGGUGAAAAAAUGUCCUUUCGAUGUCUGUUUAGUGGAUUAAAUAUAAUGAGGUGCCCUCUUUGUAAUUUAUUAUUAUACAGAAUGUUUAAUAGACAUGCAAGAUAAGUGACAUAAGCUCAAACCUCCAGAAACCCUUUUUUAUUGAAGUGUUAAACUAGUUAAGUCAGACAUUUCAUUUAAAUUGAACUUUUAAACUUUAACUUUUAAAGUGGCCAUGUGAUAAUUAACAGUUAAAAUCUUGAUGAAAUGCAAAUUUUGUAUUUUUCUCCACCAAAUGUUGCAUACAUAUUCACCAGAAUGCAGGAAACUGUGUGUUACUAGGCAGCCUCUCCUUGUUAGUUGUGCCUUAUGCUGCGUUCGAGUUACCUCAGACGUCAGAUGACUGAGCUGGGAAUGACGUCACACCCGAGUUACUAGUGUUUCAGUUACCAAGUAGAAAAAAAGCAAAAUCGUAGGCGGAAACAAGAUGGCUACAUCUACGAAAGUUAUUUUAGCGAUACCUUGUCCUUGCUUACAUUCGGACAAGGCAAGUGCUAAACUAACUUUUGAUAUAGCCAUCUUGUUCCACCUCCGAUUUUGCUUUUUUCUGACUUUGUUACUGAAAUGCUGGUACACUAUGGGUACUAGGGGUUUUAAGAACUACUUCAGUUCUGCAACCUUCAGUCUGCCAACUGGUCAGGCUUGCUAGAGUGAAAUUUUUAGAUCUUCACUGACACUGGUUCCCAUGGGAUCCAGGAGGUGCCCUGUUUAAUUUUUCAUCCCUGCCCCUUCUACUUCCUGAGUACACCACUGGAUGUGAACCAGUGGAGAACUCGUUAUGUGUCAUGGUGAUUUAGCAGGGUCAGCCAGCUUGAUCUAAUGCUAUGUUCAUAUCACAGGUUGUCAGAGUUUAGAAUAACACAGUGAAGAUGCUGAUUGUGACGCAGAUGACAUAUAAAGGAGACAAGCAGAUAUAACCCUGGAUCCAUCUGGGUGUGCUUAUCAUGUCCCACACUCAAUCUGCCCACUGUAAUACAUGAUCCCACAUGCUUUGAUUGACAUGACCAGGAAAUGAGACCUUCUAGAGGCUCAUUAGAGUUUAUUAUAAUGCAGCACAGAUGAUUCACUGUGUGAAUAUGUGUAUGAUUUCUGUGGAUCAUUGUUUACAUUGUAAACUGUUGUUUACAAUGUCAUUCUUAUAUUUCAUCGAUAAUUCUCAGAACAUCAGAAGCCACAUCAGCUUCACGAUCAAAGUUUAACAACAUGCUAUCUCCUCAGUCCAUAACCACCUGUCCCUCUGUCCCCCUUGCUUCAUGUGAGUGCAGCUGUCCCACGUAUGUGCUACGAGUCUGCAGUCACUUUUUAAAAAAAAAUUGAUUCCUUUACAGUCAUAUUAUGGUAAGUAGAGCUGGAUUUUAUUUGUAAACACAACUGGAAAAGGAAGAUCUGACCACAAAUGGUCACUCGAGACAGAUUUGGUGACAAAUCACAACACUAACAGUGAAUUCUCAUUCUUGUGAGAGAGACAGACUGGAAGAGACAGAGUAAGAGUGAUGAUAGUUACUAAGUUAGAUUGUUGGUAUGAUUGUAAUGUCAGCCCCUUGUUUCAGCCUUCUUCUACUCCAUGUAUAACUCCAACAGAGUCAGAGAACCAAGUCUGAAUCUGAAUCUUGUCAGUCAAAAAAUGAUCUGCUUCAACAACCACUUCAGGCAAGGCCCAGAAAAAUGUAACCUACAAGUUGCUCUCGAAACCUGUACUGAAAUACUGUGUACCCAAUUCCACUGCACAUAAACACUGAGACAGGUUUACUACUCAAGCCCAGAGAAAACAGACUAGGAGGCUGAUGAGAUAGGUGAUUUAUGCUCAGAGGCAGCAGGAGGGAACAAGAUGAUAAGGAGCCAUGGAAACAAAGGAAAAUAAGCCAUCAAUAAGCUAGCAGGUAAACAUAAAAAAGAAGUAUGUUUGUAUCAAAUAAAAAAAAUUACUCACUGUAUUUUUAAUUUGAUUCAUUGAGAUGAUUCUUCCAUUGUUACCAUUGUGACACUAUAAAAAUCAGAUCAUCUCAUGAAAAACUUGGGUUUUAUAUAAUUUCUUAAAGGGCUUCAUAAAAGUUUAGAGUAUAAAUGUUAUCCAGAACAGUAGAGGGCACUAUGAGUUUUUGUAUGUACAUUCACAGAUCUCUUGGUGUGGAGGUAUGUGUUGUACAUACUUGGCUGUAAUGAACACAGUGAGUAAAAAUAUUUAAUAAUAUAUUAUCUACCCCGGGUGCAACGAUCUAUUAUAUAUUGGUUGUCAUUUUUUCAUAUGUGAACUUUAAAUCUCCCAGGUGGCAUUGCCUUUAAUUGGCUGCUUUCUCCCUCUGCCUCUCACUCCAAACAUGCACUCUCUCUCUUUCUCUCUCUCUCUCUCUUUCCAUGCACACAUGAAUCCUGAACCACAUGCUGAGGCAGGUUAACGGUGAGAAUCCACUGGAAGUCUAGCCCAUACCUUUUCAUGAGGUGAACUGAUUAGGCAAUUAGCAAGAAUCAUUAGACACCGACGAAGUCUGACAAAAAUGUUAUUUUGGUUGGACAACUGUGAUUGUACGUUGCUCACUGAUCUGCAAACUCAAUAGGAUAUCAAAAAGUCAGAGGGGAUUUGAUUUGUGUGAUAUAAAGUCUGUAUCAUCCAUUAGAGGAGCUCUCUGGCUGAUUAGACACGUGCUGUGUUGAGCUCAGAACACAGAGCUUUUGAAGGAGAUAAGAAUUUUCAUAUUGACUUUAAUAAUCCAACGCAGUAUUCACUUUAGUCACUGGUGUCUUGAUUUGUUGAAAUGUUUUUAUUGAAUUUUCUCACGGAAGCAAUUGACUCCUAUUAGUUUUAAUAUGUUUUCUCAUUGUUUAGUUGUUUUCAUCAAGGCGGAAGAAGCAGAAUGUAUUAUGUCUGAAUGUGCAUGUAGGGAUCAUUUAUCUAUCUGUGCCGUCAUUACUGGGUCUCUAUUUUAAUAUCUGUGUGAUUACUGUGUGUUGCAAAGUGUGUGCUAAACGCCUGAUGAUUCAUAUAAAGGGAAUCGAUGCCUCUGAGCAGUCAGGCCAGAGUUCUUCUGAUGAGAUCUUACUUCCUGUCCACAGGGGUCUGAUUUAUUAAAAAUUGUAAUAUUUUUUAUCAUAAUAAGCUUAAAACGAUCUGCGAACACUCAAUGGUGUUUUGAUUGGUCGAUGGGUGAUCAGUAAAAGAGGAGACGGGAAAGCGAGAGUCUUUGGCAGUCACUUUGACUUUCUAACUUGCGCAUCUGUCUCAACACUCCAAUUAAAAUCUGUAUCGUGUCUGCACACCCCUGAGAUCCCACAGUAAAAUGAUUUUAAAUCCACUGGUGUAUUCUUGCAACAAAUCACCAGCUGGUGCAUGUAUAAUCUCUUCUAGGCUGUCACUCUUUGACAGUAAAACCCACAUGAAUGGCUUUUGACACACACUGACUUAUAACAGGACUGCAACACUUGAUUUCUCUCUCUCUCUUGUCAGUGCAUUCAUUUAUUUAUUGGAUGCAAGGUUAUUUUCCAUGAAUAUAAAAACACGCUUCCAAAAAAGAUGCUUACUUGCAGCUUUCACGUAAAAACGUCCUUAUCUUGCUCUUCCUUCUUGUACCGCUACUGUCGUGUUGCUGUGAAUGAGAGACAGUAGAUCGAAAUUUAAAAAACUUUGCUUUCGCUUUGAAGGAGUCCAAAAGUCUUAUCAUUAAAUGUAUAUGCGUAUGUGUUUAUUCUUCUCGCAAAGCAAAGAGGUUAGACCGUCACAGGAGACUGACUCAGUUUGUUAAAAAUGUACCUAUUAAAAAAAACAGCCCAUUUAUUUAUCUCAUGUUUUUUACAAGAGAGCCUCAAAACAUUAAAAUUAAUAUUGCACAAAGAACAUCCAAACAGAUGGAAGAUGUAGAGUGGAAAAAAAAAACACACACAUCAGCAUGCAGCCCAGCCUCUGACGGUGUUAACUGACACUGACCAGAGGGAGGCAGCAGCUUGACCCUUAAUGAAGCUCAGACUCUGACGGCUCCCCACAAACUGCCUGAGGACAUGACAGAGGAGGGCAGAGCUGAUAGCUGUGGGCUGGCUGUGAGAUGACCUGAGCUACACACUCACAAACAGGAAAAACAAACUCUCAACAAAUGACAGAUUCGAGUGCACCUCUUUUUUUUGUGGUGCCAAGUCAGCAACCAAAUAUGAAAAAGAAAACUCUCCUAACUCUAAAGAUAAGCACCAGUCCAGUGAACACAGCUUUUCAGAACGACAUAAAUAUCCUUUACAUUGUAGUCUUUCAAAUAAAGAAGAAUCAUAAUGAAUUCAUAGCAUUUCUUUUCAUAAUACAGAGAUAACAAUCGAGUCAGAUCUCGCUUUAAGAAGUGUCUAAACUGUAUUAAAUUGAAUGUUAUCAGCAAGGUCUUUGCUUCUGUUUUGGCCAAAUCAUCCACUCUUGUUGGGCACAAAGACACAAAUGCAGUGGAAAUUGUAGUGACAGCAGGUUGAAAUCUGUUGUAUGAAAUCUAACACAAUUUCGGACUGAGACAUGCUGAUAAAGUGUAUUACAAGUUGGCAAGUGUGGAUUUGGUCUUUUUGUGUAUGAUUUUUUCAGCAUUGGAGUUUCUUUAGUGAUGAACAGUGAUUUAUAUUGUGUGUAGAAAAUCCAAAUGAAUUAUUUCAGUCACCACAUCUCUUUUACUUUUAUUGAAUAUUUAUUGAAUACCUCGUUAUGCACACCAACAAUGCAAGAGACAACUUUAAACUUAGACUGGAGGUCAUCCUUGUAGUUCUGCCAGAGAUUGAUGAAAGAUGGCUGCGGUUAAUGGUGUUUGUUUGCAGGCUUUUACUGCCAGAGCUGUAAAGUUGUACAAAGUGAGAUGGUUGUAGGCUAUAAAGAAAAUCGGUUUAUAAGGGCUUUAAAUGUAAAAAAGAUUCUGUAACUUUUAUUCUCCUUUUUAUGCUUCACAUAACAGCUUUUCUCCUGAGGCUUGCACUCGUCUACAGAGUGGUACACUCUAAUGUUGCACCCUACUUUUGGAGUAAAGCCAUUGUGAUAUUUAAUUAAAUAUAUUUAUUUAACAGCACCAAAGUACAAUUUUGGUGAAGGCCUACCUUUGUGCUGAUUUAUUUUUGUUGUAAUUAUUUAUAAUUAUAAUUUGUUUAUAAUAAUUUUAUGAUUUAGUCUAUGAAAUAGUGGAAUCACAAGACUAGAUUGGACAAGAAAGAAUGGGAAAGAUGCAUGCUCAGUCUACAUAUAAUGGCCUACUUUUACAUGAAUGUGAUAAUGACAGUAUCCUGAUAAACACAAUAGUAUAAUAAAUAAACUUGGCAUAUAUUUUUCCAAUUUCACAUUUUUGAAAUCACACUUCCUUUUCAAGUAUUCAUGCAUGUUUAAUCACAGCAUGCCUUCAAUUUAUUUUAAUUACCAUAUGGUGAUUUCAAUUCACAUUUUUCACUAUAUAUUAAAGAUCUGAACAUCUUUUCCACAAUUUUUCUACAGAGAGUUAAACAGCUUUUUAACUUGACUUAUUUUAGACUUGUGCGUAAUCUUAGUGUUCAGGGUUAUAUUUUCAUAAAGCAAGGAGACUGGCUGACAAGUUAACAACAAGAGACUAUUCAUUUAAUCCAAGCCUGUAGCCCUUUCCUGUUUGUUUUUCUUCACUCCUCAUAUCUUUUCCUCUUAAUAUCUACUGCAUUUAAAUUGAAUUUCUCAUCUGUAGUACAACAGCGACCUCUGUUGCCUAUACUGUGCCAGUACACAGCUGCAGGGCACACUGACUUAAAAGAUUGACUACUAUCCCACUCUGCAUGCCAACUGGAGCUGCAGUGUAUUUCAGUGUGCUGCCAACAUUCCCAUUGCAUUAUAAAUCAUCUAAAGCUAACCUCAAAGAACGAGGCCUCUAAAUUCAUGAGCUUUAUGUCUCUUAACUCAACCACACAAGGACUCUGUCUCGUCUUCAGUGGCAUCUCGACAGCUCUGGGUUGCAUAAGGGAGGAGGAAAUAGGAUGCAUUAGUGUCAAUAAGUGUGUAAAUACUAACUGUAUAGCAUGAUGAAAGAGAAUAAAAACAUGGCAAAAACUGUAGAGGGUGAUGUUUGUAAUAAUUCAUGAAUACUGGCUUUUGAACCGCAUGAGUUACCAUAUUUGUUUGUACAUUAAUGUAUUUCUGAUCUCAUUACUAAUUUGAAAUGACUGAUACUAAAAGAAUAGUUGUAUAUUUUUACUGUGUGUGUUUUUUUAUUUAUUAAAAUACAAAAAGCAGAGCAAGAAGAGUUAACAAGCAAAUGUAUGUAUCGUAAAUAAGGACAAAAGCAGGACCACCUAUCUGUUCUCUCCCUCCUUCUAUGUUUGUGGGAGAACAGGGAAAUGUGAGCUUUCUAUUAAGAGAGAGAGAGAGGGUGGGGAGAAAAAGGGAGGGAGGUAGGAAGGGAGAUAGAGGGAGAGUUAGAAGUGGACGAACACAACGGUACAGUGAGACGAGAGGAGAGGAGGAAAGUGAGAAGGGGAGGAGAAGGAAGGACAGGCAAAAGAGAGGAGCAGACGAGAGGGGAAGUAGAUAAACGGAGGCAGACAGCAUCAUGUUGGGAUUUAGGUGUGUCUUUUCCUCUUCAGGGUUUUCACUCACAUUCAUUCAGCUCACACACAUCCACGUGCAUUUACAAACACAUACAUUUUAGCUUUAGAAAGGGACCAGAUUCCCCCCCUCCAGUGACUCCAGGGGAGGAGGGGGGUGUCAGCUCUUACAGCACACACACACACAUACACACACUUUCUUUCUUUUUAUGUCCUCACCCAUCCUCACACACACACACCCUGAAAAAAGCAUGUACUACAGAGUGGACUAGCGACAGAGGGAUGCAUCAUGAAGGUGAGCUCCGGUUACUCCAAAUUUGAAUCUUUACCUUUGUGUAUUUGUCUCUGUGUGUAGAUUAUGGUCUAUUUAUCAUACUGUCACAUCAUUUUAGCCAUCUUAAGCUCUCGACCUGUGUUCAGCAGAUAAGACUGAUAGGGUUUCUCUCCCGAGGUGUCAGGUGUUCUGACUGCAAGUGUUUCAAAUAUACAAGUACCUAUUAAAGAGUGAGUGUGUGUUAGGUGCUUGUGCUGGGAGGAAGUGUUGUACAAAGUGUCUCGAGGACACUUGUACUUGUGUUGUUCUUGCAUAUUGUAUCUUGUUUCUCAAAGUUAGGACAGCUCCUUUUGCUGUCUGGGUGAAAUUAUACAAGACGGUGUAACUGUGACUAUUUCACUUAUCUUACUGUGGCUGCUGCACAGUUCAAUUAAAUGUGUACAAUUUUGUAGCAGCGUCUUGGUUCAACUACACAGCUUCUCUUGUGUUUUUAAAACCAUUAAAAUGCAUCUGUGGUGCUCUGAAGAGCCGGAUAUACUUUUAAGAUGAGAUAUCAUAUUGCCAUUUUGGUUAGCUGCUCUAUAUGGAGCUUUCACUGCAAAAACAUCCAGUAAUUAAUUUUAGACCGCUAAUACAUCCCAAAAGCUCUGAUACUUCUAGAUUUUAUUCAAUGCCCAACAACAACAACAAUAAAAAGGCAACAAGACACAAAUAUUAGGACAAUAAGAUUGAGAACAAAAGGGAAAAAAAAUACAAAAGCAUUCUGCCUUUUUCCAGGGAAAACAAAUGAUGUCAGUUUGUUGUUAGCUUUGGUAGUAUAUAUAAGUUUCUUGAAGGCAGUAUUAUAAUUUUGCUGACAGUAAAUGAAAGAUUGCUACUUAGAAUUUAAAAAAUACAUAUGCUUUAAGAAGUUGAUAAACAGCAGUUCAUAGUUUGUCUUCCAGAAAUGAUGACAGCAAGUGUUAUAUUUAUUAUUUUUUAUGUCCAAAGGUAUCAGAGUCUGAUAGAGUCUAGCUUUAGAAACUACUUGAAGAAACACACAAAAGUAUUCCAAAAAAUAUUUCACCUUGCACUUGACAAAACAUAUUACAAAAUAGUGAAUUGUUCCUUUAACUGAAUACUGAAGGUCUGACUUGAUCACAACACAAAUCAUCCCAAAGAAUCCUGGGGGAGGACAGCCAGGCUGAGAUCAUUCUGUUUUAUGCGCUAUGAGCAGAUCAUUCAUUGUUUUGGAGUGACUCACCAAUGAGUGAGCAGCACAGGGCAGUAAACAUAGAUGUACUGUGACCAUAGAUUACUGUAAUUUACCCUGCAAAAGUAUGAUCUUUAAUGACUUUAGAUCACCCUUAGAUCUAAAGAGAGAAGGCGAGAAAAGGUUGCUCACUUUACCAUCACUCCUUAUUCAACACUGUCUACAGCCUCUCUGUCUCUGUUGUUCACUGUCUCCUACCAUCACUCUGUCACCCAGGCCACAUCUGACACUCAGACUCAGACUGUGCAUCUGUAAGGGAGUGAUGUAGUGAUGGGAAGGGAGAGACAUCAAACAGACAGGCUGGGAGAAGAGAGGGAGAGAAAAGGUGGGGUGGUAGAGGAUAAAGAGAGUCAUUCAUAAUUCUAGUCACAGCCUGCAUAAAUAUGCUAGGCACAAAAACACACAGUCCUGCAUCAGUGCACAUGCACAUAUACAAGCAUGGGAGCGCACACCCAAACAGACCCAAAAGUCGGAUCAUAGAGCAAAGAGCUUACAGACACUGUGGCGCCAAAAACACCUGUAAUGGUGUCCAUGGCAACCAAACUACUAGCUCCUGCGUGAUAGUCGAAGACAGUGGGACAGAUACAAAGUCAGUGCAUUUACUGUGUGACGUUUUAUUCAAAUGGAUUAUUCUGACUUUCUCUGCUGUUUGUACCAGCUGAUGUUUAAGAUUAAGGCAGUUUGUCUCCUGUUGUCUGCAGACUGAUGUGUUUCUGUCUUUUACUCUCCAUCUUUGACAUAACCUGUUCUAAGCCAGAAAACAGCAAGGGGUAGAAGCAGCAAACAAACUGCACUCCUAGGUUAAGUAGCAAUAAGCCAUAGAAUAUAUGUAUAUAUAUAUAUAUAUAUAUUAUGGUCCUGGUGUACACAGGUCUUUUUGUGACCAUGUAUGUUUUACAUGCAGGUAUAAAACAGAUGUACCAUAUUUCCUGGAUAAUAACUCUGUUUAUUUAUGCGGAUCUGGAUGCAGAUUUAAUUAUAAGAUAUAUCGAAUUUAGAAAACUGCAGCUUUGCAGAGACAUGUUUCCAGUGCUCAAUAGUACUGCAACCUUCUGCUGUAGUUUAUUUCUUACCCAUUCUUAAGUGUACAGAUGCGUCUAUGAAUAUGUCUGUUUGUGGCAGUGAUUUGUAUUGCACAUAUACUGUAUAUACUGUAGUUCUAUAAAAAUAUAUCUAUGAAUAUGUCUGUGGAUGUACUCUAAUAUAUGCAUUGCACAGAUGUAAUAUUUUAGGCCAUAUAUUUUUAUUUUUUGUAGACCUCAGAAGCUCAUAUGUACAGUCUUAUUGCUCCUGUCGCUUUAGGACAGCCCUCACACUGCUACCUGUAUGCUGAGUGUGCUGACAGUAGCAACUUAACUGAUCUGUGGAGGAAUAACUCACAUUGCCCAUAAAAUCUGCUAAAAGAAGAGCAGGAAAAACUGAAAUUGCACUAUGCAGUCUAUGCCUGUAGAAUAAUGAUUGGUGCUGUCUCUGCUGUCUCCCAGAGAGCUGUUUAAAGUUUGAUAUUGUCAAGGUUCUUGCAGCUUGAUGUAAAGCAGCAUGAUUUAUUUGUUCUGCAGCCAGAGGCGAGCUAUUGACAAGCUUUGCAGAGGAAUAAUAGAAAAUCCUUGGACUAAAUCACUCCCUGAGCUCACCUGUACACCCAGUGACAAAAAAGCUUUUAUGAAAUUCAUUUUCUGCCUCUCUUUUCACUGCAAGCUGAUCAAUAUUUCAUCAGACAGACAAAUAUGAAUCUUCUUUUAUGCCAUAUUCAUCAGAUACAAAGAACUUACUUCAUCUAUUGCAAGCUAACACAAAAUACUGCAACCAGGAGUUUAAAGAUUUUGUGGCAGAGUACCCGUCUUAUUCCAAUAACCCUUAUUAUUAUUGGAUCAUUGUUUUUUGAAGAUCACACAAAGUUUUUUGAAUACAAGACAAAUUUAAUCACAAAAGACAUGUUUUUAUUGGCUAUUAAACAUGGACAAUGUCCUAUCAAUAAAGGCAAAAAAUCGCCCAAAUAAACACUUAAAAAAACUUAUCAAUAAAAGCUGAUGGGUGGAACAUAAUUGGACUCUUUGCUUGGAAAUUCUGUCUUUCAGAAAGCCUCAGCGCUCCACACUGUGUACUAAGUAAGUGAAAUCCAGUACUAUUUCACUUAAGCUAAUAUUAGCAUCUAUUAGCAAACAAGAGUAGAAUAAAAUAGAAUAGAAUAGCCUUUAUUAUCAUUGCAUGCUGUACAUAUGUCGAUAUUUGUUUGAGCAAUCUACUAUCGGUGCAGAACAAACAAAAAACAGACAUAAGAAACCCACCCAAUCAACCUAAAACGCACACAAUCAACAAUGUGUGCUGCCAUCUUAAUAAGCUUGCAAAAGUUAGUCAAAGUAUGUCAAUACAGUGAUUUACAGUACUUUAUAAGGUAACUCACAAUGCUGCACAUAAACACAGGACAUCCCUAAAUUUGAGAUAAGCUGCCUCUGUGAUUCAAAGUCAACUGCAUCUUCUGAGAUAUUGAGAGACAGUAGGUACAGGGCACUCAGCUAGCAACAUCAGCACACAUCUAAACCAACUUUGCUGUAGGGUCUGUGGCAGCUCCUAUUAUGUUUUAGCUGGUUAUACCUCUGGCUUACUCUAGGGUAACGUUGGCGCUCUGAAGCAAAUGGGUCAUGGUAUAGUUUGAUAACAUGAUGGCUCAUUGACUCCAGUAAGCCAAAAUAGCAGCUGCUAUUGGAUGUUAGCAUGCUUUGGUAGAUUGGUUUGUCAAAAAUAGUCCAUAAAUGCGUCUUGACUAACCAUUACAUAAACAGACAGCUGUCCAUCAUGGGUUACUCCAACUGAAAAUCAAACUAUGUCAAGUUUCAUUAAGUUACUUAAAGGUAAUGUAGUUGGGAAUCAGUUUCCCCUUUAAUGUAAAUACCUUAAUUGACAUAGAGUUUGCAUGUUUGGCUUUGACCCAGAAGUCAAACAGCAUGAAUUGGUAGAAGAAAAACGUGUUGUAAACAAAACCUUUGCUUUGCUGUUGUGCAUUACCAUACGCCAAUAGAUAGUAUGCAUCUCAUUUGUAUCUAAAGUAAGGCAGAUGAGAGAGCUGUAGUGUUUUUACCAAAGGACACACAAUCAUUUGAUCUGUUGCACACUUAUUUAUGUUUGAGUAUGAGACACGAAAAGACACCUGAAGGAGGGCAUAUCACUACCUACUGUGUCACUGUAUUUUUGUGAACUAAUUACACCAAUUCAGCCGUAACUGUAGCUUAUCUUAACUGUGCAUACACAAAUACUGAUUGUUAUCGUCAGUUAUUUCACUUACCUUAUUGUCUCUGUCUUAUCUAAGUGCUAAACACUUCACUAUUGACACAAAGGUGCAGCUGAGCAGUAAACAUGAUACUUUAUGCACUGCGGUUGCUGAUGAGGCUCCUGGGAAAUGUAGUAUUUUCAGUAAUGACACAGGACUGUCCUUGCACUUGUAGGUAUUAAAUACUGAGUUUCACAGUUAGAGGCAGUCGUUCCCACUUGGGUUGAAACAUCAUUUUUGGGUAAAAAGCUGAUAGAGCCCAGUUCAGUUUAUGUCAACCUCAGACUUAAAAACCAGAGGUGCAUGCAUGGGUCAAUUUUUUCCUAAGUUCCUUCAAGAAAACUGGAGUAAAAGCCUCUAUCUUUGAUGCAUCUCAUGUCCAAAAACAGAGAAGCUGUGGUCCUUUCCUCUAAAAUAUUAAAAAGGAAGCCACAACCUGUUUGUGUGUGAGCAGCAAAUUUAAUAUGCUUGGGUGAAGAGAAAAACACAAGAAUAUACCUGCUGGUUUGAUGCAGCAUGCCUAUCCAGCAGCCUGUUCCCCCUUUUCCUUUGAUUAUCUACUGAUUAGACUCAGUCACACACACAUAUAUAUACUUCCUGGGAUGACUGAUUCUUUACAGCAGAGAGACACAUUAUCCAUCAUUCUGUGAUAACAAGGGUUUAACCAGGCAAAACAAAUGACACCUCUCGGAGCAUUACAAGAUCUUUCCAGAGAACGCAUAGUCUGAUUUAUCAGAGCAUUAAUUAUGGAUGGACCUUUAUUACAUUAGAGGAGAAGAGAGGAGAGGAGAGGAAAAGAGAGGAGAGAUGGUUGACUAUCUUUCAUCAGGGAUUUACUACUUCAUUCAGAUUUUUUUAUCAGUUUAUGUAAUCAUUAUGAAUCAUUUUGAUGAUGUUAGAAAGAAAUGGCUAAAAUCCAGCUCCAGUAAUAAUGUAUUAGUAUAAUUUUACAGUCUUAUAGCUAUAGCCUGCGUGAUGGAUGGCAUUAUUGUGAAUUCACUGUUCGUAAUCAUUCACAGCAGUAAACCAGCUCUUCUCUAUAAAGCCUGGUAUUUGUGUAUGUCGGUGCUUGAUAUUCAGUGUGCGCUGGCUUUUGUCACAUUUGUGUCCCUGUUAAUUCACUGUAUUGCACAACAAAAGUGUGAAGGCUCCUCUCGGUCAUUUUAUGACUCCAUAGUUUCACUCUGCAUCAAUUCUCAUUAAGUUCCUGUCAGCGUGCAUCAGAAAGCUUUGACAAAACACAACAUGCUGAGAGCUCCGGUGAAAAUCAUGUUUACUGUAGCUACUGGUGCUCUGCAGAAGAAAAGCCCUUGAAAAUGACACAGGUGACAUGAUUUUGGCUAAAAACUUCAUAAUCACAAUUGAAAGACCACUGAGAACACUUUAAGUUGUAACUCAACCAAUAGAUCUGGAGAUAAAAAAAAUUGUCAUGCGGCCAGGUUCCUCCACUUGCAAGCAAAUACUGAAAAUAAAAAUUAACCUUGUCCUUGAAGGAGAAAUUUUACACAAUGAUAAAAAAGGGCUUUAACUUUUUAAUGGCAGCAUAUGAGGUGACUACAGAUGAGGUGUAACUUUGUUUAAUGUUGAUGUUUUAUCACCCAUGCAUGCUAAAAAGUUUCCUCUCUUAGUUUUCACCUCGUCCUGCUGUUAACUCUGACCCAAAACAACUCAACGAGCUGGCCUAUCACUGCUUCAGCACACUCAGUAACAGCAGGAAAGAAAGCACCAGGGAUGAUUGGCCAAACACAACACAAUUCAUACACUAGAUCCUAGAGGGGAAAAUGUUUUAAAAGAGCAUACUUUCAUAACAACACGCUGCCUUGGUUGUUUUUUUCAUGAUAACAAAUCAAUAGGACACAUACGGAAGAGCUGUACAAGCAGCACAAGGAGGCUGCAGUUUCAGGUCUUUUAGAUAUGAAUAUAAGUGUGUUAAAACGCUGACAUUAAUGUCUCAUUUAGGUGCUUAUAAUUGUGAAUACAUAAUCUCAUUUCAAUAAAAAUCACUAGACAGAUGUAACCGAAGUAAGACUGAUUCUCUUGGCGUCCUCUCACAUGUUGGUUGGCUUUUCUGUUGCAUUGAUAAGAUAUCUUGAUCAUCACCUAAAAGCCAUGUACUUUAUAAAAAACAAAUGAAAACAUGAAAUAAAACACAGAGCCAAGGCUUUAUUUCUCGUACAGACACACUUUAAACCACACUCCUACAAACAUACGGUUAAAAAGCUGCCAAAACUACACAAACCUCCAAAUUAGGCCUUAAACAUGAAACACACAUGUUGAACUACUGUGAAGUGACAUACCUCAAAGUUCACCCGAUAUUUUCAAUUUGAUUGACAAAAUAAAAUUUGUACUGUGUUGUUUGUGAGCAGACAAGCCCCCCAGAUUUACAUUGAUUUAAAAAAAAACUGCUUUACAUAAUCUGCAGUGUGAGAAGUUGAACUGGCUACAAGGCUCUGAAAAAGGUCAUGCUGAAGAUUUGUUGCUCAGCUUUAUUUUAGCUGCAGUGCAGAUAGUGCGCUGAAGCACCUUCUGGAGAACAGUUCAUCUUUCUGUCCCCAAGGUGAUAACUUUAUUCAGCAAUAAAAAAAACAACCCUGACUUUGAUGCAGGGGGGAAUGUAGAGGUGUGGCCCUUUGAGAAAAGGGGCUGUACUUGUGGGGUGCUGGGUGCUUGCUUUUCAUGUUCCCCUGUGAAUAGACUGAGUGAGAGAGAAAGCUGAAUCAGAGAGGGACCAGGCGUAUCAAAAUAGAAGUGUAACAAUCAUCUUUUUUGUCUGGUUACCUUCUGGAUUGAUGUGAAAAAAAAUUUUUGUGUGUUUGUAGAGUCCACCAAAUGUAACAUCUGAAGAUGUCUUUUACAGCCUAGGCAUGCAGAUGAUAGACAAAGUGACAGCUGAGUGAAGCCAAAAUAAAUACACAAUAUGUGAAGUGUAUACUGCACAUGCUAGUAUCCAGUCCAUUCAGUCCUUUUAUCUUAUGUUUUUUAACCAGUGUUGCCUUUGCUUUUGUUGAUUUGCAGAGGCAGCUGGCAUUUAGCAGAUUUUAGUUUUGAGACAUCACUAUUACUCUUUUUGGCACCCAGUAACCCUACAGGAUGGCAUUGUAGGGAACCUACGUCAACUCUCAUAUAAUUCACCUAAGGUAACACUGGUAACACAGCAAGCCUGCAGAGUAGUAAUCCAUCAGCCCCCCAGGCUAGGUUGUUUGCCGAAAAUAGCCGAUUUCCUCUGAGACCGUCCAACUGUAAGUGGUGAUCCUGAUUAGUGAUUGGUCAGACCAGACAGUCUGACCAAAAGGUUCUAAGAGUGAAUGGUUUCCAGACUUGAACCUAAUGUUUUUGACCAGAUCAGGGUUUCACUUGAUUCAAAUUGUACGAGCAACGUCAACACAAUACUGAACUAAAAAUGCAAAUGCCAACAAAAGCAAGCUGACCAAGAAUUAUUACUGAACAAAUGUUGUGUAUUUGUACCCGUAAUACAAAUCUUAAAGACUCAUAAUCACAGCCAUUACUCUGAACAGAUUUUGAUGAAAACAAACUUAGUGAUCUUAAAUCUCAAUUAGGUUAUUUAUUGGUAUCAUUCUUUGGUUAUGGUCAUAUAGUUUAAAUCUGGAGAUAUGUCUGUGCUCUUCUUCUUCUAAUCAGUAAAGAUCUACAAAUCCACUAGUGUUAACCAGGAAUUAAACAAGUAGAGACAAAGGCCUGAGCCUUUAAUGUGAAUCAAUCCAUGACAGUCUGCCCUCCCUCUAUGUCUGUCUGUCUUUGUUCCCUGCCUUUGUGGUGAUUUAGUCGAGGUCUGUGGCUUGUCAGGGGGAUCAAGCCUGAGCAGCUCCACUGGCAGAGCUUUAAUGAAAGAGUUCUGGCUCAAAUAGGAUGUGUGCACUUGAGUUUGUGCGUGUGUGUGCGUGUGUGUGUGUCUGAGAGGGUGCUCAGCAAACCAUCCUCUUAGUCUAUGUAUAUACACCAGCUGAGCCAGUGUAAUUGAACAUCCUGCUUAGUCCAACAAAAACACAGAGUCACAUUUACACACAUAUACACGUGCGCACACACAAACAACUUAUGCACAAGCAGUGGAGUGUAGUUGGUUGUGACGUGACCGAUGGCAAAAGGAUACACUCUGUGUUGUGGAUAUGCAGAGGAGAGCAGUGGCAGGAAAUGUGAGUGGAUGGUCGGAAGUGUGGAGGGAAAUGCAAGGGUCUGCAGAAACAUCUGCUUUUCAGUAAGACGAGAACACAGUGAUAGCCCAAGAACUGAAGUCAACGGAAGGCACAGAUCUCAGGUAUCCCUACAGCAGCAGGAGAGUGAAUAUGAUAACAGGAUUAAAUUAUCUUUAGUUUGGAGUAUUUUUAUUCCAAAAGUUCAAAAAUUAAAAAGUGGUAUAGUUGAAAUGUGAGCUAGAAGGAGUGUGUGUGUUUGUGGUUUAUGUUACUAUGUAUAAAUGUGUAAUUAGGAGGAGAGAGGUGGAAAGAGCUGACUUAGCAGAAUGGUGCCAAGAAUAAAUAAUGACCUGAACUUUUCAAAGGACUCCUUGGAAAUGUAGCAAAUGAAGGAGUGGAUGGAAUCAUCAAACAGGAAAAUAACACUGUUUAAAAGAUUUUGAAAAUCAAACUUGAAGUUAAAAGUGAAAUGUGGCUGGAUCGAAAUUUUUGAUGUUCACAAAGACUGUCUUAUUUGUUCUUCGACAUGCAAACUUGUGAAUUUUAAACCAAACCGAACCUGCAAAAGUCAAACUCAAAUUUAAUCAGAACAAAAGAUGUAACCAGAUCCUCAAGAAUACACAUGUCAGGCUCAUACACAACUUCAGUCAAGGUGCUGCAAGGAGUUUUUACAUUAUGUUAACUUCAUUGUCCUUUUGUUACAAAAUCCCUGGUGGUUUUUCGAGAUGAAGACUGAAUUUCCCAUGAACACUCUCAUCUACUGUCAUAUAAAGAUGAGGCUCCUACCUGGCCUACAGAUCGUUUUUUGUUCUCAGUUGGUGGAAACCAAAUAAAGCUUUAAAAAAUAGACUUUUUAAGGUCACAUAUCAAGUCAUAAAUAUACAACAUGCCUAUAUUACCAAAAUAUGAUAAUGAUUCUAAAUAUUAUGUGUUGUGCUUUAAGUACAAGAUCAAAUCUGUUGUAUCUACAACAUGCAGGAUGAUUAAAAGAGAGAGAAGUGUACUAAAAGUUGAACGGUGUCAUUAUUGAUGCUGAAUAUGGAAAUUAGGUUGCUUGUUUUUGUUAUUUAAGGUAGACAUGGAUAAAAGCCUCACACCUCUUUAACAUACAGAAAAAUAGUUUAAGUAUUACAGUGCUGUUUGUACGCACCAACUACGAAAAGUGUGUACUCUAAAAAGGACAAACUAAAGGGAUGAACUCCUGAGAAGUACACUCCGAAGUUUUUCUGCAUACCCAGCAAAAAAGAAACAAUACACCUCAAAGUCUUUCUUUAUCCUGUGCAUUAAUCUAAAUACUUACUGUAAAAGAGCUUAGGCAGACAGUCUUUAGCCCAGAUAGUGAAUGUGGUGAUUUUGUGUUAUACCAGCAAGUGCUCAAUGCUUAAAAUGUGGUCCAAGAAGAAGGCUAGAACAGGAUUUGACUGAAUGGGGCAUUGAUUGGAUGGGUGAUCACUGGUCUCAGGUCUCAUCAUGGUCAGCAGGGCUCUCAUGUCAUUUUAAUGGGACUAUAAUUGACUUAUUGAUUGUGAGAACAUGGCUCGAACUGAUGGGAGCUGCUGCUUCACAGUGAACAGAGUGAAUUCUAAAGAGUAAGAGAUGAGAAAAAUUGCAUGAAGUUCAUGACGGCGGCUGACACCUUAUAUUGUACCUCAUGUAUAGGGGAGUCUUAGUCUUGGAUGAUACAGAACAAUUGGACACGGUUCAUGAAGAGGCCUUAGUGUGGGAAAGUAUGCUGUGGUUUUGUAAGAGUAACAGCCUUGGUUAGAUUGUGCAACGCUUUGAUGGCAAAGUAAAGGUCACUCAGAGAGUUUGUUUUGCAGAAAGGGUGCUGAAGCAGAUGGAAAAGUGUCACUGAGGGGGAAAUCUCAAGGUCUGACUUUCCAAAACGUGAUUUUAAAAUGUCUUUCAAUCCCUGCAGGUUUGUGACCAUGCUAAAAGUUUUGCUUUUUUAAAACAAGCUCUGAGAUAAACAAUAGUCAUGAUUACAUGUGCAAAAUUUCUUGAUCCGAUUAAAAAUUUGAGGGAUCUGAUAAUCUGAAUCCAUUGUUGAUAUGGGUGCAAAAUCAAAUAAUCCGAUCAUGACGUACGCAUACAUACACCAAACUUUAGACAGAUAAGAGGCAAUUGGACAUGCGUAGAGUUGUCUGAUUUCGCUAAAACAACUGCAGAAGGGUUAUUAUUAUGCCUGUGCUGUCAACAAACGCGGUAGAGGCUCAUUUAAUCUAAUUCAUGAUUUUCCCCCUGUAAAUGUUGUCACUAGAUGGCGCCCUUGCGUACUUAUUUUACUGUUCUGUCAAAGGUUGCACUGUGUGUGCAGAUGUGACAUCAUUACGCUGUAUGUACGCCUUGUUAUGUUACCGGAAGAGCAGACACGGCACACGCGGUUCUGUUUUAUGCUAGAGUCUUGAUAAUGAAACCUCAUGUAUUUGCCUCAACAAAUACACCAAAGGCUAAAGAGUGAAGAUCGAGUCAGGUAAGAGUCAGGAUCGGAAUAAGUGUUUACACGGUUGCGUUUCGGAAAAACAAUCGGUGUAAACCACCCCUCUCGAUCAGAAUACAAUUUCUUUCCAAUUGAGCCGAAUUGGAUCAGAAUCUUCCUAUCGACAUGUUUACAUGACGCAUUUUUAUUCCGAACGGGCAUUUAUUCCGAUUAUUUGUGCCCCUGUAAACGCAGCUAGUGUUUCAUUACCACAGAAACAAAUGUCCCAAUGCUUAAAGAGUAAAACAAUAUAGUCAUUAAUCAAGGUAGACUUAGGGAUCACCAGAGUUAUGACCAUCCUGAGUUGUGCACCAAAUUUCACACUUAAAUUCCCAAAGUAUUCCUGCCAAUUUGUGCUGCUCUGGUUGAAUGUGCUUUUCUGAGAAAGUUGUUGAGUUGAAAACAAGGAGUUAAGUUGGUGAUGUGGUGGAGCAGCAGGAGCUGACUGCAUGGGGGAGUGAACAAACAGACUAGAAAUCCCAGAUCAGUGAUGGUCCUGAGGCACAGAAAUACUAAGGGUAUCUUUGAAAAAAGUCCCAUAUAUCAUUUUUUAUUCCUUGUUUUUACCAAACUUAGGUGGUGAAACUGUCUUUGGGUUUGUUGUAUGAGUAAAUUUUGAUGCAGACUUGAUAUGGACUGUUAUUUUGUUUUAUAGCUUCCAUCUGAUAUGAAUGUUGCUGUAGUCGCCACUGGAUCUGUCUUAUUAUCAGUUUGUGCUAUGUACAAUAUGUAUCAAUCCCAGAGCUGGUGAUAGUUGUCAGGAGUUGACACUGCUCGUUGUCUGUGAAGUCAGUGAUCUAAAAGUUAGGGUAGCACAGAGGGGGAGGAGCCCUCUGAUGGAGUGUGUUUGGGUCCCACCUGUAUAGAUUUCAACAUAAACUGCUUGUUUAUUUACGUCUGGCUUUCAAACAUUAAAGGUUGUGUUAGUUAAAAUGCAGGAUGAAACCUUUUCUUUAAACUGCUGACUGAAGUCUUUCUUCAUCAAAGUGUUUUCUAAUCCUUCAUCUGACUCAUCUGUAAAAUUCACGAUUGAAUUGUUAGUGUCAGAUGAAUAAUUUGGCCCAAGAAGAUAAAUGUUCUCACAUCAGUACAGACUUUCUCCCUCCAUCACAGAAACCAAUCAGUUUUAGUGUUGUACCAGCAGAAAAGUGCAUCGGUCACUACUCUUGUUUUCGUCCUUGCCAUCAGUUUGUCUCUGGUUUGGACAACCUGUCAGUCUGGGAAUUUAUCUUGAGCUAUUUGCUGCAUUUGAACUCAUAAAUUUGGGUUUUCAUCUCUACAGAGAUUUCUGCUAAAAUGGUACACACACAUUUUGUACUGUAUCCCAGCCUUUCUGAUCAGAGUAUGACACAACAAUUUUCUAUGGCUGAUGGAUCAUUUCUGCAAACUUCCAAGUAAUCCCAUGAGCCAACCUUAGGGACUGAUUCAAGGAUGAUGGGUGCACAUGGAGAGAUAGAAAGACCAGUUUGAGAGAUGAGUGCACAGUUCCCUGGUAAAGGGAACGGAUGAGGUUUUUUACACAGCGUAGGUGUGAGGGUGCACAACUGUCAGAGUAAAUCUGCAAGAUUGGGGCUGCUGGUUCUGUCUAGCUCAGACUUGCUUGUCCCUAGACUGCCUGUAGAAGUGAUGGAUGGCCUUGCCUGCAGCUUCCACAAAGAAACAGUCUUAAAUUGACAAAGAAGCAAUUUUCUCCACUACAGCUUUAUUUACUGCAGGAAAGAGAACAUAUGGACAAUAUAUAAUCUGUACUAGAAGUGAAUUUACUUGUUAUGUAGUUUGUCACUUUUGUAAGAUUAAAAACAAUUCAUCACAGGAAGAAAGGACAAGUACCAGUAUCAGAGAUAGAAUAUAGUAUACAGUUGCUUUUAACAAUGAGGCAAAUUUAAAGUUUUGCAGGUAUAUUUGUUGCAGUUAUGCUGCUGUAAACAAAAUUUUCUAUUCCCUUUUGUAUAUAUUAGGUAAAGUGGGUAGAAUAAUUCAUAGUGACACUCACACAAAGAAAUAUUCCCCUGACUCUUCACUUUCCAAAGGCAGCAUUUCUCACUGAGCUUCAGCGGCCCACUCUUUUGGCUCAGUCUCACUGCUCUCUUAGUUUUGUUUUCGGCUGUUGAAGUUCGCUGUUUUACAAAAAUAUGACUUGAAACGGACAAAGUGCUUCCUGCCAAUCCAGACUGCACACUUAAAAAGACAGGAAAUACUGUUGAACUGAGCAGAGAAGUUACCAGCGCAACAGGGAGGGUAUUACCACGGGUGGUGGAGACCAAAACAGAGCUAGUGAGCUGUAUUUGAAGUAAAAAGAGUUUUUUGAGAAUUAUUUUUUGUCUCCUCAAGUUGUGUAAGAUAAGUCUUUAACAUGUCCUUCGUCAGAAUCCCAGGUCAUACCCUUGUCUGUCUGUCUGUACCUGUCUGAAAGAUGGAUGGUGCGUCUUUCUCCAGUCAAUAAACUUCAUUUAUGUCGUAUGGAUUCAAACUGAAAGUGAACAUGACGGAUGAUGGCAGUGAGCCAGCUGCUCUUUAUCGUAGCAAAAAUGUUUUGGCACGUGACUAACAGGCAGAUGGGGAUCAGAAAAGGGCUUCGUGUCAUUUAGUUUGUUCCACAUUGAAAGUAGACUCAAAGCCAAUUUGAGUCUUUGGUGCAUCGCAUUAGUCCGUCAUCACAUCUAAGCUUGCAAGGUCUUCAAAACACCAUGACAUGGUGUGAAAUUACCAUAAAGCAAAGCAGGGCAAUACCAGAGGCAUAAUGAGGAAGACCUUUGACAUUUUGAAGGAACAGGUUAAUUAUAUCGUUACUGAGAACAACAGAAAUUCAAAAGAAAAUCCAGUUCACGCUUGUUGGAGAUGUUUGUGACCGUCCGGUUCAGCAGCACUCUCCUCCACCGUCAUAAAACACAAAAUGAGGGAACAUCUCGCAGUAGACUGGUGUUCAUUCCUCUGAUACAUUUCCAGACACUGAGAUGCUCUUCCAGGAAGCACUGACACUGAGCUGGACACCUUACUCUUAAUGGUUUUUCCUUUAAUGUGUUAUCCAUUUGACUCACUCGUUGAAUGGAGCACUAAGUUUUAUAUGAUUAACUGAUGUACUGAAGGCUGCUUUAUUAAUGGGCUGGACCAUUUAUUGCUUAAAUCUUCAUUUUUUAAAAGAUUUUUAUGCAGUGACUAACGAUCAGAUACUUCUAGUUUAAUGAACUGUCCUGCUUUGAGGAAUUAACCAAUUAACAAAAUGAUUAGUUAGCUUGUCUCUUUCUAAAAGUAACACAUAUAGUCUACUGUAAACUAAUUAACUAAUCAAUUAAUUGCUUUCUUCAUAAAAGGGGAUGUCAAAGAAUUAGCCUGCAAUGAGGACAUUAUGGUGUAUAAAAUGUAUAUAUUUAAAAAGUAUAAUUUCUGAUUAGUCCAAGGUAGUUCAUGGUAUUUUUUAUUGUGAGCGAGGAGUGUGCAGUGACACAAAAAAACAGAACUUUUCCUUUAUGUCACACAGACUGAUAGUGGAAAAUCUUCAGAGAUAUGUAGGUCUGGGCUCUCUGCCAGUACAGACUAAAGGCCAAACCUGGCCAUUCAUUUCUUUCUUUUUCUGACCUUUGGCGUCAAACUCAAUGAUCGCUCCUUUUUCAAAUUAACCAGAGAUGGAAAAAGGGCCAUCAGCCAACCAGCUACUGCACCUUAUAAUUCACACUCAGCAGGACUUGCUUUUUAGUUUUAACAAGGUUUUCUUCACCAAGAGUCUCUGUCAUUAUCUAUUCUUCAUGCUAAACCCAUGUGCCUUUGCACAACUUGAAAAAUCCCAUGACCUGGAAAAUGGGUUUUUGUCAAAAACAAAACACUAUCUCAUCAUGAAAGCGAGCCCUAUGCCAUCCUUAUAAAACUGCUGUGAUUGUGCUUGAGAGAGCACAGAUCAUUUUGACCGCACAUCCGGCUGGCAAAGCACUUGGAGCCCUGACUUCACUCAGGAGACCUAAACAGACAGACAGUGAGAUGAACUAAGAGCACAGCAUCUCUCUGGAGAGAAGCACUUCAUGUCACUUUCCAUAAGGCUUGAGGUGAAGGCAACGGCUCAGGGGUGACAAACUCUGACAGCUCAAAAGGAGCAGCACACUGCUGAUUCCUGGAAAGAAAGAGAGGACAGAAAGAGACAUGUUCUGAAUUAUUUUUGCUGCCCUGUGUUUCUCUUCAGUUUUCUCAGGAUUUUGUGCGGUGAAGGGGACGAUAACGCACAGUCCACAGUUUUUUUGUUUUUUUUUAAAAAAGGGCUUUGAUAAGAAGUUCAAAGACUGCAAAUAUGAAACUAAACAUUAUUUUUGGCACCAUGUUGAGCAGGACAAAAGCAGGGGACAUCUUAGAAUAUUUCCACUAUUAAAGGAUAUGAAAUAAAUGCCUCGUGUGCAAUUAGUUGACCAGCACAAAUAUUUUCCAGACAAAAUCAUUUAAAAAAUUUUAUGGUGAAAUUAGUCAAAUUUUGAGGAUUUGCCCAGUAUCCUUAAAUGUCUGUAUGGCCAGCAAUGUUAGCACUUUCAUAAGCCUGCAAGCUCAUAUGCUUAUUAAUAAUACAGAUAUCUAAUGAUGUGCCCACACAGAAUGCUGUGAGGUUUUUAUACCUUGUGUCAUUUGAUCCAUUGUUUGCUUGUACCCUACAACACCAGUGUUGCAAAAGUUGUCCACUCAUUUAAAAGUUAAAUGAUAAAGCGCACAGAUACUUACUGCACAAAAGCCUCUUCUAUUGUGCACCAGAGUCAGGUCAGUGACAAAGCCCUUGCCGGCUGCCACUUUCCUGUCAGUCUCUGUUACUUUUGAUGUCCAUCCUCUCUGUGCACACUCAGCCUUUCAAAAACAACGUGACAGCAGCCCGUUUCGCUGGUUCUGUUGCUCAGUCUUUUAAUUUUAACCCCCUCCAUCGCAACAUUUGUCUGAAUGUGUGAAAGUGCUAAACUUUUCAAAGUUUCUGCGUCUUCUGUUAAUGCUUCAUAAAAGUCAAAUUAGCAAAAAAGACAAAAGCGUAAUUUUGUUCACAAAGUGGUCAUCAAAAUCAGCACAAACCUCAAAUUCCAUGAUAGAGCUGUUUCCUUGUUUUACGUCUUUAUUUUAAGAUAAGUUAACCAUCUGCUUGCUGUGAGGAAACAUGGAGUUGUAGUUGUUAAAUCUUUGCAAAGCAAACUGGAUAUUUCCCAAAUUUUAACCAUAGGCACAACAUGCAUUUAUCUUCUCCUCUUACGGAGUUGUCUUAUCCCCACUGCCAGAGCGCCAAAUACACUGAGCAGGAACGUACUGCUUUAAUUUAUCAAAGGAUCUUUUUUAUACUUUGAAUGAAAAGAUUAGGGAGAAUUCUUUGGAACAACAGAGGGAAAACAGAGACAGAAAUAGACAGAAGGGACAGGACACAGACACAGACUGUGGCAGUAAACAAAAUAUAACCAUGAACAUUACUUUAUAAAAUCUGGUUCAAGUCAUUACACAGAGCAAAAACUGAUGGUAAGUGUGUGUGCGAGAAAGAGGGAGAGAGAGAGAGCAACCAGACAUUUUAUUGGAAAUGGACUGCACUCCCAGCGUUUGGCUCCAAGAGUCAAAACACACACUUAAACACGCAGACACAUAGAAACCUGCAUCCUCAGCUGUUGGAGAUCAGACAGCACUCUGUCUGAUAUCGCUCCAUUUCUGUCACUUAUUCUGCAGCUCUGGUAUUUAAAAGCUCCAACGUGUAAAUAACCUGCAUGCAAGAGCACGUUGUAUUUAUGUUCAAAUGUAAACGAUCUUUAGUAGCCAUAUGAGGAUGAUGCUGUGUAAUUCAGAUAUGUUUGUGCUUUUAUUUCAUCUUAAAUGUUGGAUGUUAAACACGCUUUGAGGGCGAAAAUUACCAGAGUCAAAAAUUACACUAAACAAAGAUCCCAGACUCGAACCUGACAUGUGCCCUCCAUCAAAAGAAAACCCAGAAAAUAAGUGGUUGUGAAUGUUGUCUGUAUUAGCCUUGAACUCAGAGAUGUGAACUCAGCUUGAGAUGUUUUGCAAGCUCGCCCUUACUUGCCUUGAAUAAAUAUUUCAUACCUUCAAUUUUAGAACAUAAAAUCACUUUUUUGUGAUAUAAAAAAUGCUCAUCCAAGCUGUAGACUCUUGUGAUUCCUUUCUGUGGUCGGGUGUACUUGAUUUAGUCCUCCUCUCAUUCAUGUAGUACCAUGUGAGUGUAAUUUGGUUGCCUCAUCGUAAGACAUGGAUGAGAGGAUGCAGAACUUAGACGCAGAAGCCAAGGCCGCAGUUGCAUCAGAUUGUUUGUAGUGUACUGUGUGUGUUCAAGCAUCAUUAGUCUGUGCAACUGCUCUUCCAGCUCAUCCGUGCUGUGAAGAGCAGACAUGCUGAGUAGAAUAACGACACCUUCAGUAAAGUGCUUUCCUUGUAUGAAGAGGACAGUGUGUACUUGGAUAAGAUCAGCAGCAGCACCUGCCACACAUCACCUAAAAGUGACUGCAUUAAAAAAAAUAAAUAAACUGAGAAAGAAAGAGUUCACAUUUUGAUGCUGAAAUAGUGAAGUGAAAGUUCUCUCAGUGAACUUCAUCUCAAAACGCCACUUUGUCUCUGAGUACCUCACCUUUAUAGUUUUCAUGUUUUUGUGUUGACCAAAUAUUCACAAGUGAAGAUUCCUGAAUGGCCUUAUGAGAUUAGCUCAAGCGGUGAGUUCAUGCUUCUAAAACACACAGACCAUUUGCAUGUUCACAUAGUGUGAAUAAACUAUUUUGUGUAUAUUUUGUGUACAGCUAGUGAACAACCCCCCAGUGUUGCUUUAAAUUAUUUAUGAUUAAUAACCACCAAGCCACUGCAUCUGUUUUCUGACAUGCACCCCAAAGAUAACCCCAAAUUGACCUCACUGGAGUGAAUUAACAGUUGGACUCUAAUUACUAGUGGAAUAUCAUUUGAAGACAUCAGAUAAUAGCAGUUUUCAGGACCUUUGUGCAGUUCUAAAUAGGGUUUACGGCAGGUGUUUGUUGGGGUUAGGAUGUCUCUGUUAGCUGAUUUGACCUUUUGCUACAUGACAUAAUUUGUGAACAUUUUCUCUGGCUUCAGUUAACCAUCAUGGUCACUGCUGCGAUGGCAAACUCAAUACUUCAGAAUGGUAGGCCAUAAAUCAAUGACAAAUCCACUUCACUUCUUUAACAACACUUCUUUAUCCACUUCUUUAUGAAUGUCAUCUCCAUCAAAGACCUCUGUGAAACAGAUAUGGUCACCUACUGAGUACAUGCUCAGCUCAGCCAAGUCAGUGUAUGUAUACUAUGCAUUAGGACAAAAACCAAUUGUACACAGUUGAAUGAGAAGAUGUCUUUAAGGUGUACUGGGUUGAGACAAUCAGAAAUCAAUCAGACAAUCAUCCAUGUCUUCACAACACAAAUCUUAUCAGCUGCAUGUCAAUAGUUCAUGUAUUGCUUUGGACUUCUUAUCAAGGUGAGAAAAGGCUGAGUAAAACACUUACAUUCACGCCAAAUAUCUGCUAUUGCUCUAGUAAAACAGUAUAUCCAGGCAUGUUUUGUGUGUAAGUGAAAGACACUGAUAUACUCCCAGGUGUGUUGUAGGUAUAUCAUAUGAGGCUGAAGUUGUCAGAUGCUUGGACCAUCUGCUACUAUCUUCCCGAUGAGCCCAAAGCAGAGUACAUUUUGUUUUCAAUUAGGACAGUUUGCUCACCACAAAUGUGAUUAAACCUCUGCUACAUGCAGCAUUGAAGAGGACAUUUAGCAGAGAUCAGGAGAAAUGGUUUCAGCAUCAGAGGUAAAGGCUUGUUUAGAUAUUACAGAGUUGUGAUCUUCAUUCAGAGGUGUGGGUUGUCCUUUCUACAUAAGUUGUAGUGAUAUGUUUGAAACGGAUCUCUCAAUCUCAUGUUUUAGACGAUAUACACCUUUACUACAUGUCCAAAGUAGUUGAAGCAGUUAUCUAGACAGGAUGUUCAAGUCAGUUGCAUUGGAGGAGAUUUUGAUGCGCCUGCUAGUCAAAAAAUCCUCAGUAAAUAAAAUAAGAAGUGUCAGGGUACAGUUUUAUAUCUGAUCAAAGUGGGGUGAUUUUAUCUGUGGGCUGAGGGUCUCUGUUAGCUGCUAAUGAUCUUAACUCCUCUCAGUGAGAAUACUGGUCGACCAGUUUUAGUUCUUCAGGAAAGAACCACAAGUGUCUUAACAAAACUGGUUUUGUGUUAACAAGGUUAUUAAUUCACUUUUAGGGCCUUGUACAUGCAUUCAGACUAACAAAGAUAAUCAUGUGUAUGCAACUAUACUUUAAAAUCCAAGUGUAAAAUGUUUAUCAUCUGUGCACACUUAAAAUGUUUUAUGUCCAAAAAGGAUUUAGGAGACGUUAAGCUGCAGGAUGUACAAAUCAAAGUAGAUUUGUAGAUGUUAAUUAUUGUUAUUGGUUGUUUGAAUAUGAGCAAUCACUGCAAAGCCUCAAUCUAUCACAGUAAGAAAGACUCAACAGCUCAUUGUUUUCCCCUUCUUCUCCAUCCUUUGCAUGGAUGCAAACUGGCAACACUGUAAACGAGUCUGUUGAAAAGCCAGCACCCUGUCUCCAUGCUUGUGCUGAUCCUGUUCCCUCAUUCUUGUAUAUGCAGAACAUUUGAAGCUCUCCCAGUGCCCAAAAACAAACUUGGCCAAGGCAUUUGUUCAGUCCAGACUUUUGUUGUAUUGACAGUAAGACUUAUCAAUUCUUUCCCUAUGAGCAGCAUAGCUCCUUGUUCUCUCUGUGCCCUAACAAAGAGGAAGCACAUGAGGAUUACCGCGACAUUGGCACUUUUCUCAGGCUAAUCUGUACUCAUUCUAUUUCAUUCUGUUUCUCCACAGACUCCUCAGAUGAGCCUUUAAAGUUGUUAGAGCUGCAGCAUGUUCACAAACAAGACUGCCCAACAAAAUAUUCCUGUAUUACUGUUGCUUUGUUGCAGUUUGUCCCUCACUUAAACACAAGAAAAACUGAGCCAAUCAUCGUGUUAUCGGCUCUAAACACUGUAAAGAAGCCUGUUUCAAUCUCAGUCAUCUAUGAGUAGGAUGUGCCAACACUUCUGGGCAGACUUGCCAACAUGAAGGUUGGCAGAGUAUUUCAUAGAGGAGGGUGGACAGUUUAAUGCUUCUGCUUCUGAUCAGUGGAUAUAAACAUCCACCCUCUCUGUCCUGGCCCUCACCUCUGUCUGCCUGAUGGUCUGUGAAGAAAGCGAAGGACUCGCAGAAGCAGACAACAACAUUGAUGGUACAUUUCUUUGUGUGUGUGUGUGUGCGUGCGUGCGUGCGUGCGUGUGUGUGUGCGUGCGAGAGUCUAAAAGUAUGUCAUUCACCUUGCAGUUUGAGAUGGGCCCUUGAGGGCCUUUCAAGCAAUUACACAAAAUUAUGCUGAUUAUGAUCCCUUUCAUUCACUCAAGGCUAUCUUUUCUUCCGGGAAACGAUUCAAGAUACUGCGCUUAUGCCACAGUACUUGAACCAAUGCCUUUUGAAAGUAAAAUCACAGUACAAAAAGUUCAGAUUUACAGCAAAUGAAAAGAGUCACAGGGGAUUUGGAUUUAAACAGGCAGCAGUAUGAAUGGGUACAAGCGUUUAGCAAACAGAGAUGUAUUGAUUAACUGUCUGUUCAGCAACAUACAAAGAGACAGUAAUGGAGACUGUGAGGCAACAACUACAUCAGAAAAAUAAUGGUUGUCUAGGAAACAGCUGUUUGACUUUAAUUAUUUUAGGCUUUGUUUAUCAUGCUGAUGCUUGUUUUUAUAAAACUAACAUAACAAACCAACAUCAAGUGAAAUUAUUAGCAGUUAUUCAGCUGUCAGUUACCAAUGAUCACAUUUUAAUCACGUUUAGAAUUCAAUGGUUUUACAUUUCAAAGACAAUUUUUGGUCCAUUUUGGCGAUUUAAAGACAUUCUUGACCAUGACUCCACCAUGACUGGAGACACUUAAAAAGGGUUCAUUCAGACAGUGUUUGUUUCUUUAAUUUCAAGGAUUUUUGCCUUUAUUUAGGGGAUGGGGGGGGGGGGGGGUAUAAGCUACGCCUGGCUGACCGCCUGGUGAGCGGUGCCCCAUGACAGUGUUUAUUUCUUUUUUAUUGUUAAAGACAACAUUACCACAUGAAGAUGUGCUCAUCCAAAAUGUCAAUAUGGUGUGCAGUUUUUCUGACAUCAUUUUGAUUGUAAUUAUGUGUAGAACUACAAAGACAAGGUGAAGGGUAGGCCUAAAUGUUAAAGCUCAGUAUAAAUAUGUGUUUCUAUACAGCUCUAGUUAUUAGAUCAAUAAAUUUGAAAUUGUGAAUAAUGUUAAUAUGAGCGUGAUUUCCAGCCCAAACUGACUUCUUCUUAUCAUUAUCAGCACCAUAAACAAACACAUUUUAUUAAGUUUCCCUUGUCAAUUUGUCGUACUGAUUUUUCUUUCAGGUAUUCUCUCAUUCUCUCUGCAAAAUAAAUUCAUUAGUUAUGGAUUCCACUAUCAUAUCAACUCUAUGAAAAAUGUGUUUCACAUUUUGAUAAAAAGAAAACAAAUAAAUUUUCCUGAAAAUUUUGCAAUCACAUAUCUUUGAUAAAAUGGCAAACACCAGUGGGACUAGCACAGAGCCCUGAGGAACACACAGGGAUCCAAUAACAGUAAUAGUUUUUAGGUCUACAGGGCUAAGUUUGAUUUUUGGUGAUCACUGCUUCAAAUAGAAGCUUAUUGCCUUUAUAUUUUUAUUUCUGAGUGUUAUAUCUAAACAGCAUCCAUGAACAUUUAAUAAUAGUUGACCUACUUCCUGUAAUAAAAGGUGUAUUGAUCCCUUGUUGUGCUCCAAUGUCAGAUGAUAUGGUCCCUUGUGCACACUGACCUCUCCAUAUAUCUGCUAUAUCCUGCCCAUAAACCACACAUUAGUGCAGCAGUGUGGCAGACAAACACAGGAAAUUUGAGAAGCUUACAGGGCUUGAUUCAGGUAGACUGUACUCUGUAUUUGUGUGGUAUAAGGUUAAGCAGAAGACUGAAGGAUUUGAUUUAACCUCCAUCUACCCUGUGAGUGUUUGCUGAGUGAGCUUUUGUGAAGUACCCUUGGUUCAUCAGCAGCAGAUGUUCGGAGGAUGAAGAUUCGUUUUUCCUCCUUAAUCAGGUCUCUGAAUGUGAAUCCUUCCCUUGUUGUAUAGAGGACACUCAUUCAUCCUUUAGAUAGCUUUUGCAUCACGCAAACUGGCAGUGAAAGUGUUAGAGCCAUGGAUGUACAUGGGAAAUAUGAGUAAUACUCUUUGCUGCCAGGAAACAGAAAACAGCAUUCCCUCAGCAUACAUCAGCUCAGACAGAUGGCUGUGGAGAGACGGUUAUCUCUGCCUGUGUUAUUUGGUCCACUGGGGAGCCUCCAUUGACUGUUUGGCAGAUUAAUUUAAUUCCUUCAUGUACAAAUUUGUGUGUGAGUGUCUUCAACUGCAGUAAACACAAUAAAAUAUUCAAGGCUUUGUGUGUGCGGCAGCUCGUAGAGCCUGAUGGUGUGUGAUAUGAGAUUUGUCUCCGAGGAUGAUGAAUAGAGUCGAGCUGACUGUGCUAAUGAUCUGCUGUGUUCAAGGAUAAUUACUCAGGGCUGUUUUGGCGGGUUUCAUCGGGAUCAGGAUACAUAUUUCAUUAUUGUACAAAUAGUUUGGGCGUUUCCCAGUAACUAGGUCAAGUCCAGUGUAGCUCAGGGUCUCCAUAUAUUAGAAGCAUGAGUAAGGACCUCUUUUGAUUGCAGUGAACACAUGAAAGUCGAUGCAAAUUCAGCUGUGUACAAUAAAAAGUUAUUCAUAUCAUAAAAGCUGGUAAUGAAUCACUGUUUAUAUUCUCGAAAGGGUAACUACAGGUUAUUUGAGGACCCUUACUUUGUGAAAUCAUAUAUCCUUUCCACACUGGCAUUUUAACUAUGAUAAUGACUGCAGGAUUAAAUUUAAAUCAAUACAGAGGUCUCAAAUCUCAAGCAGAGCUGUAAUUAGAUCUUUUCCCCCUGCAGAAAAAUUACAAGACAAAGCAGUAAAAACACAGUGAAAUACACUGAUUAAAACGUAAGGGUGUUUCUGUGAGCCUGUGUCGAGUCUACAGAAAUCGAUAUCAGCCAUAUUUGCAACUUGAUGAGUCUUCUGUAUUCUGAAAUUUCAGCUUCAACACUCUGGAUCUUUGGCAACCAUUGUAGUCUCUGCAUGAAGUCAGAGUUUGUCUCUCAUAACAUCAACUGUAUGAGCCAUUUUAUUUAUAUUACUUUUUGGAUUUUGUUUUGUUACUCGCACAAUCACCACAAGGGGCAUUUCAGGUGAAUGGGCAGGUAAAUACUACAAAAGGGACACAGGUGAAGCAGUGAUUUGGGGAACGGGAGGAGCACACGGUUUUUACCGCUAAUCUCAGACACCACUCUCACCCUCAUCACGAACAUCACCAUUGUCGUAAUUUGGACGUAUCUGUCUUUUUUUUUCCCAUCUAAUCAACAAAUGGCAAGAAUAUAAUACAGCAAUAAACUUGGACUGGACAUUAGAUUGUACUAGAAGCACGUCAAAAACAUCUCACUCCUGCACCCAGACAUUGGCUAAAAUUCAGGUCAGCAUAGUCACUACAUCAACUAUAUUAGCUUAUCACCUUGAUCGAGUAGAGCCUUUUUUCUGGGGAUAAUAAACUGAUUAACCCACAUACAGUUGAUUCAAAAGGCCUCUAUCAAUUUGCCAUUAACAUGCAAUUUUAAUUAAAUUUGUAGGGUGACAGUGCCACCCAAAAUCAGGACACAGGGGUUGGUGAUAAAGGCCUGUUCUGUCCUCAAGCGAGUGGAAAUGAAGUUCCUUGUCACAGUCUUCUGAUCACAACCAGAGCACAAAAAUCCUUAAAAAUUGCUGAGCUCACAUUUAAGGAAAGAGGGUCCCUCAUGGAAGACACAAAAUGAACUUGCUUUAGGCACUGUAUGAACAUUUUUACUUUUGAAUGUGUCAAAUUAAGACAGAUAUCCAGUUUCUGAGGCUAUUGUACUAAACUGCUGUCAGAACAGAUGAGUCUUUUCUAUUUACAGCAGUAUUUACUAUAUUUUGUUUCGAUGUUCUUUCCUCUAGAUCUCAAAUUACAACAAAGACCUUUGAGCAAUUAUCUGCUGUUUUUCUUCACUAGACCUCCCAAAGGUCCACCAAUCCCCUGGGAAAUACUCCUGGUUGGGAUCAGAAACACAUCUCUGUCAACAGUAUUGGACAUUGGAGAGUCAUUUUGCGUCCAGAGGGGCUGUUUGACCGUCAAGUUACAGUUAUUGUAUUUUCUUUCAUAAGGUCUUCUGUCAACAAACACAAGCCAUAAACGACUAAAACCCUGGUGGAUGAGUAACAUCUGUGUUUAUGUUUGUCUCCUCCACAAUGUAAUGAGCUUUGCUUCUUUAUUAAUCAUAUGGGAUCAUUUGUACGCUAUGCAAUAAUAGUUUUCAUAAUAGCUUAACUUAAAUGUGUUUACUCGCCCUUUAUACACGGCUCUCAUGAGUCUUGUGCCAUGUUCUGUAUAGAAGCCUAAGCUUGCAAGGUUAACCAUAAAACCCUCUGCUCAUGUUUGUGUUCAUUUCUCCUCUAUAUCAUGUUAUGACCUGCUGAGCUGUGCAUUAAACCUGACAAAGCUAAUGGGAGCCAAGGUUGAGGCACUUUGGCCUUGUUUUUAUAGUAUAGCGUCGAAGAGCAGAAAACACACCACAGAAAUCAAUUUUAUUCUCCAUCUACCUUUUUUUUUUUUGCAGUCUCAGCAGAAAUGCAUCGUGAUCUUUGCCCUGGUGUGCUGCUUUGCUGUACUGGUGGCGCUGAUUUUCUCCGCUGUGGACGUUUGGGGCGAGGAUGAAGACGGAAUCACUGAGGAGAACUGUAGCAAGGACUGCAGGUGAGAGCAGCUUAACCCUCAUCUUUUGAUUAAAUGUCUGUGAAUCCUGGUGAUUUUGACGUUAUGUUCAUCUUUGCAAGUUCAAGCUGUAGAGCAGGAGUUACAGACUGAAACUGGUCCUUUGUCAUUUGAAUAGCCUUUGUUUGAUUUUUUAUUUACAGGGAAACUGAAACUUUCCAGGAACAGGUGGACAGGUGCUAUUCUGUAAUAACCGAGAAAUAACAAGGAUUUCACUUUGAACUGAAGGAAAUUCUCUGACAUCCAGUUUUUUACAUCAAGUAUACAGUCAUGCGGUGCACUCAGUGAUCAGUCAGUGGCUUUACCUGGCAAGUACAGUUGUGUUUUAUCAGCAUAGAAAAGGAGGUUUUGUCAGGGAGUCAUUUAUCACCGACUGCUGGAUACACUAGAUUCACCAAGGGGCUGGCACCCACUCUCACAAACACAUACCAUGGACAUACAAUGACAGAUCAUGAUUGCUGAUGGGUUAAAAGAUUUCAGGUCAUUUCAUAUGAAGGACUGUCAGCAGAGAAAGAUUUAUUUCAAACAAAGAAACUGGAUUUUACAGUUCUUUAAAAUCACUGUAUUGGAGGUGAACAUCAAUCAAACAGAGCUCUUUCACAAAGUCAUACAUUCAGAUUUCAAUUUGUUAUAUGAUUUGCUAAAACAGUAGUAGUGUAGCCAGUUGAUGUCCAUCUUUUUGUUUGUUAUCCUGAAGCCUUAGAGAAUUCUCCCUUUAAGCAUGUCUUAUGCCCUAAAUAACACCAUAAUCCAUAUGGUUUUGUCUGACCUUUGUGGGUAAUGUGUUUUAAACCACUCCCACCACUUAACAAACUUGCCACACUGGCCUCGGUUUGCUUCUGAACCACAAAGUAAUCCCAGUCUGUCCCCGCAACAGUGCUAACUAAAUGGCACAGAAUAUAUCAAGAGCAAUGUCAAUGGUGCAGUACAACAUUUUUAGUCUGGUGACCACUGAAAGCCCCCAAGGGCUGCAUGUCAGCAUUUACCCUAUAACACAUCAUUGGCUGAGGCUGCUAUGCAAAGUGCCAAGCUGCCCAUCAGGAACUAAUCCAAUCACAUUCACAAGCUUAUAGCUGUGACUUCAGGAGCAAUUUAGGGUUCAGUAUUCUGCCUGAGGACACCUCAACCUAUUUCCCAAUGAAAAAGCAACCCACUUUCCUCUGAGCUAGCCCUAAUGUGGAGGCUGCAUUUAGUUCUACUACAGCAUUGCUGGAGUUUGUUUAGACAGGGUGUACUGUUUCCACAAAUAAAAUCUAACAAAAGCAACAAAAAAGGCUCCCUGCCAAGAGGUACCAAUGUAGAACAAAUUUCUGUUUCCCAAACCUGGUCCCAUAAUAGCCCCCUCUGCUGACCAAGCUCUUCUUAAAAGUGUCACACUUCACCAAGUUUCUACAGCUUGUUAAACCCCCCCAAGGAAAGAAAACCUUAUCUUAAGUUUGACCACUCAGCCCUCAUUACUUUCCUGCCUCUCUCUUUUUACCCCUGUGUCCACUUUCUCUUCCUCAUGUCUGUCAAAUCAGCCAUCGAACACCCACUCACAAAACUCUAUCAGGUCUUCCUCUCCUCGACUCAGGGCUGAAUAAGUGAUCCUAAUUUGUAGGGCGAGAUUGGACUUCUGCUCUGCCCUGAAGGACAAAUGCAGGGUAAAAUUAGAGUUAACUCAAGUCAAGGAGUGGGAUGAUUGAAAGAGGAGAGGCAAGACACAUUUUCACCAUUAUUGUAGCAAAGAUAAUUACAACACAAAAGACGACAUUUAAUGGCGAGGAAUUACAAAAGCACAAAGCUGUCAUUCAGCUUGUGUGAGGAAACCGGAGUACACAGACGCAGGGAGGACAUGCAAACUCCACACAGAAACGCCCUGAGCCGGAUUUGAACUCAGAACCUUCUUGCUGUGAGGCGACAGUGCUAACCACUACACCACUGUGCAACCCGAUUGGUUUACAAUUUGAAGAAAAAGAAAAAGGGUUUUGUAAUUUCUUGGAUUUAGGAAGGACAUGUUGUAGACACUAACUGUGCUGUUAUGUAGAACAGUGAAAUUAGAGCUUCUAUUAACACUUAAAUACUUAGUUAAUGAAUUCAUAUGGUCAUCCCAGAGUAGCACAUUUUAUUCAUAUUGUGUUGAUUGAAUGGAUAGUGAAACCAGAGUUUAGAGGGAGAAGGACAGCAUCAGGAUAGAAUCCAGGUCGGCAUGAGUAAAAGAUCAAUACAUCAAUUUACUGUCAUUGGCUUGUCAGCUCAAGACUGUGCUGCUCAUUUAUUUUUUACUCCAUAGUCCUCAUGAUAAAAUUUUACAGUGACAUGCCUCAUUUGAAAGACCUAUGAGGUUUAAAAGCCAGAUAAAAUAGAUCAUUUCUUCAAGAACUUGGCUCAAGGCAAAGCGCAGGAGCAAACAGGAAAAGUGAUACAUUUCUGAGAGUCUGACAUUUUCAUAAUGAGGUGCACUGAGGCUUGUUCAUGCUCACUUAAAUUCUUAAAGGUGCCUGUAAUUCAUCACAGAAAAUGCAUGUAAAGCCUUUUUAGUCAUUGUCAUAAUCUAGUGAGAGUUUACAAGUGAAACCAAAGACUAUCUCUACUGACUAAUCAACAUACAGCCGUCUGAUCCCCCCUCUGUUUUGCCUUGCUUUGCUGUUGUAACUUAGACUUGUUACAGGGCUUACACUUUUGUUAUGUAGAUUUCUGUUUGAUUUGUUUUUAUGUGCAUAAUAAAUAAUGCAGAUUGCUGGAUUUCAGAGAUGGGAGAUCUAAGAUGGUUUGUUUUUAUUAUGCACUGACAUCAGAUUAAUUCGAAUUCUACUUUUCCCUCGGAGAAUGAACCUCUCCAGUAGUGAUUGCAUUAAAACAUGAUUCCUUUUAAGAAUACAACUGGAUAUGUUUUUUGUUGUGGGAGCAAAGUGGUUUUACCUUUCACCUUAUCCCUGAUGUGAGUGUGUAAUUGCUUGUGUCAUGCUGGUAAUAAGCAUUUUUGUAUUGAUCUCCAGCUGUUAUAUGGAAGGGUAGAAAAUGUGUGCAGAGAACUAGACUUAGGCUUUUAGCACCUCCCGAUUUAUCAGCUGUCUCGAGGUACAACAUUUUCAAACAUUUUUUAAGAGCCAUAGUUCCUUCCAUCCAUAAAUAUUUUACAUAUAAAUGUCAGCUCAUGGCUGACACUUCUUAAAAAAAGUGAAAGCCAAUAUUUGUAACCAGGCACAAGGUUCAACAGUGGGUGAGACUUAAACUUAAUAAAAACUGUGCAAAGAAUGUAUGAAAAACUAAAACAAGAGCUAAAACUUUCCAUAGGUAAGCACUAAGGAUGUGCACGUUUAGUCAACUACAUGAUUAAAUGUGGUCACCGUCCACUCAGCACUAUAUCUACAGGUCCAAAUUAGCACGUCUACUGUUUUGGACUCAAAAUGCCUGUCGUGUAUUGGGUCCGAGCUAAAGCACAGCCAUCCAACACUCUAGCUCUAGUAAAUGACACUACUAUCCAGAUGUAAACAAGCACAGAUGACAGAUAGCAUCUUGCAGCACAAUGCAGUUUUGCAGGAUUGAUCUAGAAAAUGAGUAGCAUAAAGCUCAACUGGAGCAAUCAGCAAACCAGCACAUGCAUAUGAACGUUAACUUGCAAGGAGGACUGGGGGUUGAGGGGGAUACUUCUGCUAACGUUAUCAGCAAACCAAUUUGACAUUGCUCAUCUGUAGUCUCUGUAGUCCCCUGUUUGGCUUUGCAGAAUCGUUUGAUUUUGACAGUUUUUGGAGCGUUUUUCUACCUUUAGAUUAGUCAGUUUGUCAGAAUAUGGAUUUCCAUUUAAAGGACUAAAAAAUUAGACGCUUGAGAAAAUCCUUGUUAAGCAUUAAUGUAACUCAGUCCAUUAGGGUGACCAUACAUCCUCUUUUACCUAGACAUGUCCUCUUUUUGGGGAGCUGUUCGGGCUGUCCAGCUUUGUCUGGGGAAGUUUCUAAAAUCCUUCAAAUGCCCACGGUUUUGUAUGUAAGUUUCGAGUUUGUCUCACAUGGACUUACUGAGUUAGAAGCAUGUAAAAGACACUUGAUCUGACCCGAAAAACCAACCGAAAAACUUUCAAAAUAAACUUCGCGCGACUCUGUGACUCCACCCCUGUGUAGUCCUGUCCUCUUUCUGGUUAGUCAGAAUGUGGUCACCUGACAAUACAUCAAACCCUCUCAUUUGGUCCCUGAAGUCCUACAUGUUUGCUUUAUUAUUGGAAAUGUUAUUGUAGGUGUACUGUAUAAGGGUUGUCCCCACUGUAACCUAAAAUUUGACUUCUUACGCUAAUAUAAAACAGCAUGUCAUGUCAGUAUUACAAGAUGUUUUAAUUUAUCCCAUCCAGAAAAUUUACAUAUUAGUGAGCCACUGUUGUUGACCACAUCAGAUAACAACUAACCUCACUGAAUGCUUUUCACUGGUCAUUUAUAAACAUGUAUACCAUAGUGUAGUUUCAGAUAAAAAGAGUCGGUGUAACUUACACAAGGAGAUAACAUAUUAAUGUAACAUAUUUUAGACUUGAAAAACCCAGAUAGAUCUGUGUUGAAGCUUAAAUACAACAAGAAAAGUUCACCAUAGAAAUAAGGCCACGUGACUAGAUAGAUGGUCUUUUUUAACAACUAAACAACACAGCAUGAAAACAGCUUGAUAUUUACAGUAGGUCUUAUCAAAUUUGAACAGCUGGCAUCUGUUACAAGAAAGUUUACAAUACAAUCUACUGUGUAGUCAGCUUCAUGGGUCGGCCAAACCAUGAAUGUAUCUGAUUAACAAGUGGACCUGACAUUUCUCUUUCAGAUGCAGGAAGCAGGGCAGCAGCAGCAGCUUCUGUGAUCCCCAUAUUAAUGUCCUUGCUGCUGUGCACUCAGUGCUCAGAGCAGCUCAAGAGGGUGGAUAAUUUGUAUCAGAUGUCAAGAGCUGUGUCUGCCUCAUUGGGGUUUUGCUUUAAGUGUGCUACAGCAGGCUCACAGUAUCACAGGCAUUUGUGUGUAAAUGGCAGUGUUUAAGACACUAUAGGAAAUGGCAGCUGCUCUGAAUUGUGAUGCAUGUGUGUGUGUGUGGUGGUUGGGGGGGUGGUGGGGUAAAAGACUGAAAUUGCAUCACUAAAUGUACAAAACAAGUACAAUCGAUUCAACACAGUACAACUGAACACAAACAAAUGCAAACAAAACUAUAGAAAACCAAUCCAGAACAAUUGUGGUCCCAUUCAACACAAUAGCAACUGCACAAUUAUGUUAGUUAAAUCCGAUUCAUCUUUUAAUGUAAUAAAAACAAUAUAACACAGUUUAAGUUAAGACACACAGUCUUGAUCUUACUGUGUCAGGUAUGCAUUCCCACACGCUGUAAAGUUUACUCUACUUUGGUGUCAGCUGCUGGGACUGAAUCACACCAAUGACAGUGCAGAUUUGUUUCAACAGAAGGAACCAGCAUUGGACUCUACAGGCUGCGUAAAUCAAUGAAUCCCUUGCAGACAGAGGAGACCUCCUCCCUGCUUUCUACACUUCUAAUACCGAAGCCUGUCUGGCUGUUUGAACUCGUAGGAAUCCCCAUUUAUCAUACCUCACAGCCAUUAGAGGUUUUCUUUCACAAUUAGAUUACCUCUCCUUUGUUUCCAUUCAUCCAUGUUAUUCUUCAUUUUGAGGCAGUAACUGUCCCACUUUCACCUGUCCUCUCAGAACAAAGGGGAUUCUACAUCGUGUGUGAUGUCAAUGUUUAUCUUCUCUAUGAUUUCAUCACAUUUUGAUAUGUUGACUUCUUUGAACCAUUUCAAACCCAUCAUUUUACUUCAAGUGUUCAGUUUUGAAACUAAAAGAUGGUAGAUUAUCUGAAUUAAAGUUGCAGCAACAAGCCGAUUUCGCAAAGUAAUUUACCUUGGGACAUUGAUCCUUGUAGAUAAAUGGCCAUGUUCUGAUCAUAGAGGGUCUGAGUCCUACAGCCUGACCUUUGGCCACUUUCCAAAACCUGACUUUGCUUUACUUCAGCCAGAAAUAUAUUUUCAAGCUGUGAGCUGACAACUGGCCUCUCUAUACGAUGCUACUACAUUAUCACCUGCACCGCUGUGCCCUUGAGUGAUGUACUCGCAGGACCCCGAGCUGUCACACUUAAGCGGACCGUGUGCUCUGAUUGGUGUCCAAGAGCUCUCUCUCAGGAGGCAGUCUGCCAACACAGACCACACGAUGUUAAACAUCCACUAAUUUGAAGAGAAAAAGAGCAUUGAUGUAUCCUCGGUUAAAAUAAUCAGAAUUCCCCUUUACCAGGGGGCUAUAUUAGAGUAGACUCUUUAAACUCAUUUUCACAUUUCACUUUAUUAGUCUGAGACACCCGGUGUCCUGAAACCACUCAUUUCAACACUCUUCAGUCUCUGCCUGAACCUCUCAGGGUUCCUUUUCCAGAGAUAUAAAGUUAGAUGCUGCUUGUAGUAGGUCUUUUUACAUGGUUCUAUUGUCACAAGAUGACUCCAAAUGUUACGCCUCUGUAGAAAUUGUCUGGAGCUAGCCUGUAGCACCUACUUAGCUCCCCAUUUAGCCCCAUCAGACUACAAGAAAAACAUGAUUUUCAUCAGGGUGGGUCUUUAAAUGCUCAGGUCUGUGUUUUUGAAUCAUCAAACAGUUAAGAUCCAGGAUACAUACCUUUUUAAAUCUGGUCAAAAUUGUGAGUUUGAUUCAACUCACAGUCCCUGAUUGGCCAGGCCUUCCCCUAUGCCAGUACCCCUAACUAAUCUGCUCACACAUUUAUAACAUUUGGCAUUAAAUUCAUGCUCUGAUAUGGAAUUUAACAAGUCUCUAUGCAAAAGUGUUUCUGCAAUAUCUAGAAAAGUAUUUAAUCCAGUCAUUAAAUCAACCUCUGGGGUGCUGCAGAUAUCAUAUUGAAACCGUUCAACCUCACUGAACACCCCCCACCCCAACCUCCACCCUGAGAAAUUGAUAUCAAAGCCAGAUACUGUAAGCAGGGAGCAGAGCGCACUGGGGCAAGGUAAAAGCCUGGUUCUGUGUGGUUGCAGAUAUACUGUAGGCUAAUUUGAUCUAUUAACUCCGGUGCCUCCUGCAACUUUCAGGCAUCCAGGUGGGGCUAAAAUUGGAUCUGGAGGGGCAUUAGGGUGAGCUAGGAGUGGUGGUGAGCCUAAUGUUUUGAUUUUACACCUAAGCAGAAACAGCAGGAACAGACACAUUAAGGUAUUAAAUUGAAAUGCGAAACAUUUUCUACAUAAUGUACUACAGUGGUGCUACAGUGAAACACCUGACUGCUCUGAAUGCAUAGCAGAUAAGUAUGUAGGACUGCAGCCUUGCUUGGGUCUGCAUUGUGCCAUGUAGGGGAGAGUGGGGUAUGAUGAGCCAUUUUUCAUAUUUUGGAUCACCUCAUCAGGGAAAUCAUAGUUUUGUCUUUAAUUAGUGUGUCUGCUUAUAUUUCAAGAUGUUGUGCAUCCCUGCAAACCAACAGAAUGAGUGUAAACAUAACUGUCUUGAUAAUAUAGCAUGCCAAAAAAGUGAAAUAAAUGUCUAACCCCUUUACCCAUGUGCUUCUAACCCAUCUCCUAAAUAUUUGGUCACAUGAUCAAUUUCUUUUACCAUUUACAAGCAACUGGGGGGGCUCAACUUACCCCACUCAGGCAGCCUGAAAGUUUUGAUAAAUGCACAUGUUGCGUUACUUUUUGUGCUUGUGUAUUUUAUGAAAUGGUUUUAGGAUAAACUUGUGACUCCUCUGCAUUAAAGUCUUAAAAAUCAAGAAACUGUGUUCCAGAUGACAGGUCAGGUAAAGCAACAUUUUUGUGAUUUCAUUGGAAAACUGGAAAAAAACAGAUAUAGAAAACAGACAUCAAUUUGUUGUUUCAGCUAUGGGAGCAGUGAAAUACUCCACAUCCUCUUAGUAAAGUCAAUUUGAUUUACCCUGCAUUCCAGCUGAUAGACUUUUCAAUAUGGGGAAAUGAAAUCAUCCUCGAAGCACAUGAGUGCAGCGUGACGACCAGAAGAUUGGUGCUCCUUCUGUUCCUGAUUUAAUAAUCCACUUCUGGCUGCAUCUAGGUUUUAUUACCCCAGACUGCUGAUGAUUUCAUUAUAAUGCACCAUGUGAUAGCUCAGGGAGUAGUGUAUAAGUGAAAACAACAAGAAUCCUGCCAAAUGAGUCAUUUUUUUCCCUGACCAGGUGUAACUGAAUCUGCCUUGCUGACACACCUUCACACAGACCUUCAGUUUUUCUCGAGCUCUGCCUAAGGAAACCUGUUCAACAUUUAAUGACGCCUAAUCGGAUCUAUGAAGUCUGGAAAAUCCUGAUAACUCUCAUUAAACUAACAAUCCUAAGAAAGAGAGAGUCGAGUAUUGUCAGCUUGUUUGUUAUGAACUAAGAAGUUAUGAAGUAAUUAUCAUGGGCCUGGGUGAGUACAAUUACCUCACCCAGGCCCGUAAUAAUUAUGCCACUAAUGCCAACGGAUAAUUGCGUUGUGAAAGACCCUGAACCUCACAGUCAUUUCUUCUGCGGUAUCCCAUUAAAGGUCUCUAUGGCUCGGUCUAAUGAUGUGUUCUGCAGCUUUUUAACACAGUUCUCGAUCCUCCCUCAUUUUUCCUUUUGUCAUUACUUUCUACAGGGCGGUGCUUGUUGAAAACAUCCCUGAUGACAUCUCCUUCAUGGACAAUGCUUCAUCUCACCUCCCCCUCUCAGUGGGCCUGUACAGCUUACUCGAUAACGCUAUCCGGGCUGUUGAGAUCGUUUCCCCUCAGUGGCUGCUCAACUCUUCUGAUUAUGAAUCCAGCUUCCAGCCUGCUGCCAGACAGGUAAAACCAGGGCAAGCCAAUAGAGACUUCUAUCAGCAGUAGAUGUGAUAUUUAUUUAAACUCUUGAUCUAUUCAAUCGUCUCUGUCUCAACUGGCCUCUUAAGCUCCUCUUCAUACUAAAAGAAGUGGAAGAGUGAAUACCCAGGUGCUUUACUUCAGGACAGGACUUUUAAAAUCUCCUCAAGGAAAGUGCACUUCUCAAAGGGGGCAUUUUAAUCCGCCAGUUAACUCUGAAUAGACAGCAUAAUAGAAGAAUAGCAACAAAGGAUCACCUGAGCACAAGUCAGUAACCUCUCAAAAUCCAAAAUUUCUGCUGAAGAGCAUGUCUGCAGCAUUUUAGGCUGCUUCAAGUGAGCUGUUUAUUUGAGAUUUUAGCUGGAUGUGUGUUAUUGACAGUAGCCUGGAGGGCCAGUCAGGCAGUUCACACAUGCUCCCAUACACACCCACUCACACAGGACAGGGCUAAUGAAUGCCUGAGGCUGUUGAUUGGUAAGUAAUAGCUCUUUUCAGAGUCCUUGGGGCAGAAAGGAGCUAAUGGCCUACUUGCCUGAAGCUCUGCGGUGGAAGAAUUUAACAAAGUGUCAAAGUUGCUGAAGGAGGAAUUUCAGAACGGUAUGGACACAGCCUUUCAAUAUACUUCUGUCUUUUAAAAUACAGUACGUUUAGCAUUUUAUAUUUAUGAUUUAUUUUUCAAUCCCCAUAAAAUGGACCGCCACAAGAGAGCUUUCUACAUUUCUGGGGUCUAUAGGUCCCCUUUAGGUGGAUGACGGAGAUCCCAGAGGGAUGCAAGGCUUAUUUGUCUGCUUAGAAUUUACUCAAAUGAUUGAAACUGGCUGGAUAUAUGUGUGUGUGUGUGGAUGCAAUUCUAAUGGAAUACUUUUUGUCUUCACUUCAUCUGACAGUAAAGCAUCAGAAUACAACAAUAGGUGUUUUCAAGAGAUCAAAAUUUGUGAACCACUGAAAUAGAGGGCUUAAAGCAGCACUUAUUUAGAUGCCUUGACUAAAGAGAAUUCAACCGGAAAAGAGUUUUACAUGUACAUUUUAUCUUCCUCUGACUUAAAGUGUGCUUUUGGAGUUGUACAUCUACGCUACUAACCUUUUAAGACCAAUUGUUUCUCUACCUGCACAGUCAUUGCAACAAUGCAAAUCCUCAGCUCUUUAAUUAAUUCACAUCUCAGUAGUCUCGGUGUGCAGUGAGCCAUCCACAUCCACUGGGAUUGAUGUGCAUCUGCAUAUCAGUGUUGACUGGUUUAAAUCCUGACUACCACUCCAGUGUACUCCCUAAAAGCACACACAUAUCUGACUUUUGAGUUUGUUCAAAACAGAAACACAUUCAUAACAUGAAAGUAAAGGCUUCACUUUGUUUCAAAAUGAUCUGCUGAAAAGAUUCAACCCACACAUGGUUUAUUUGUUGGCAAGAAGUAUGUAAUAUUGUACCUUGAAUGACUGGAUGUUGCAAUUAUAACUGACCUAACAAAGAAAAGCAUGUCCCCAACAGACAGAGAUACUAAAUCAAAACAAAAGAGAGAUAUCAGAGUUGCUGACUACACACAAAGGAGCUCUGGAGAAUAAAACACAGAAAUAGCAGGAAUGAAAAUCAAAGAGCAUUGGUUUUAUGUGACAUAGGAGGUCUCAUGAUUUGUCUUUUUCAGGGUAAAGAUCUGCUGUCCAAGCUGCAGGGACUGAGAGCUAGAGGGAUCCAACUGAAGAUCUCCAGUGGGGAUAUCAGCUCAACUGAGCUCGACACACUCGCCAAAUACAAAAGUGACCCCUGCUUUGUUAUUUGUGUGUUUGUGUUUAAGUUUGCUGCAGCUCAACUCUUUUCAUCUUUUUCCUCAUUUGCCUUUGGGAUAUUUUGUUGAUGUUGACCUUGUUUCUGUCUUUCACCAGGUCUUACUUUGCCUCUUAUUUGAGUGCAUUUUCUUUUUGUUUUCUUUUAAUUUAUGUCAUGUUCAUGUUUCUCUGUACCUCUCCAAUACUCUUUAUUACUAGGUGCGGAUAUCCACUAUGUGAACAUGACAGCGCUGACCAAAGGCCACCUUCUCUCCUCCUUCUGGGUCGUGGACAGGAGACAUAUCUACAUUGGUAGUGGCAGCAUGGACUGGAGAUCUCUCGCCACGGUUUGUAAAAUUCACCACACAUCUAUGGAGGACGAAAAGAGACAGAAUGAAUAUAUAAAUACAUCUAUAAAUAAAUACUUAAAUGUGUCAUUAAUUAACCAGUUCAGUUAAUGUAGAAACGUAUAUUAUUAUUAUUUCACUAUUUAACUAAUUAUUUCAUGGACCUGUGUUGCAGUGCUUCAUGAAUUUAUUUUAUCUGUAAAACUCACAAGUCAGUGGGCGGAGCCUAACACCUGAUUGGUUGCCCGUCACAUCAAGUAAAGACAGAUCUACUCCAGAUAAUGGAUUGAUGCAGCCACUCUACGGUCAAUAUCUUGGUCGGAGAGUGCGAAAAUAACUCCAAAAAAUUCACUCAAUUCCUUAAUUCUCUUUUUGUCCGUCAUACACAUCACAACACACACAGAAUCACGCAUUCACCAGGACAAACAUACAUACCUGAACACACCUCAUAGUGCUAUGGUGUUAGAAUAUCAGGUGUAACACAAGCUCUGCAAAAAUGGUCACAUUUAUGAAACUUCGUCCACACUCUGUAUUGCAGGAUUACAUGAAACUGGAUUUAAAUCACAAGACCUAUUUGUUCUCAUGCAAAGUGCUUUAAGAAUGUUGAACAGGAUCUAACUCAAUUGUCCAGAAUUGUAGUUCCCUGCCCUCUAAACAACUCCAUAUUUUGACAAAUUUUGUGUGUUAUUUGUUUCAUUCCAUGACUUUCAGUCUGCUGGUAAAACAGCAUGAAUAGCCUGUUAUGUGUGUGCCUGGUUGGUCAAAAUUUGCUGCAUCACAUUACACAGGGCCACAGAUGUCCAAAGAUUUUAGGGAGCGGUUUAUUGGCAUGUGGACUGCAGCAACAUCCAGCAGAGCUGUUGCCCUUGAAUUGAAUCAUCAUUUCAAAACCAAAAGCCAUCUUCAGUGUUGUUUCCAAGAAUUUGGCACUACAUCCAACCAGUCUCAUAAACCUUUGCAACACGUAACCAUGACAGCCCAAGAUCUCCAGGUAUAUCUGUGGAGUUGUUUUGUGUAAAACUACAUAUUAAAAAUUGGUCCUUUAUUAUGACUGGACACAUGCACAUCUCGGUAUCCCAGAUCUGUCAGCUGCCUGUCAAGAAGCAUUUACCAUAACUCUUGAAAUAAAGGAGCAUAAACAAAGAUCAGCAACACUUUAUCUGACGCCUAUCUCUAUAACGCAUUAUAAAUAUAUGUAUAAUGCGUUAUAAGCAUGUUAUAGCACUGUAUAACUAUAGUUAUAAACUUACAAGGUCAGGUAUUAUAAUGUGUUAUAACUGUUAACAACAGUUGCAUUAUCUAUGUUGGCAUUGUCAGUGAGUUGUUAACAGUUAUAACACAUUGUAAUACCUGACCUUGUAAGUCAUGAUAAAAUGCUUUAUCAUGUGUUAUGAUUAUUUCUAUAAAGCAUUAUGAUCAUUAAUAAGUGUUUAUAACUAUACUUAUACAGUGCUAUAAUGUAUUUAUAACGCAUUAUACAUACAUUUAUAAUGCAUUAUUGAGAUAGGCGUCAAAUAAAGUGUUACACAAAGAUCUAAGAACAAGGCCCAUAUAUUUACUGACAUUAUGUGAACACGUUUUUAGAAAUACCGAGACUAUUAGUAACCUCAUGUCACAUGGCAGUGUCGUCUUCCUCAAAAAGUUGCAGAUGAGAGUUUUCCAGGGUUUGGUCUUUUGUUGAGGUGGCAUCCAAAAAUAGAUGGUGGCCUUUCUUUCAUCUUCCACUUCAAAGCUGAGUUUCUUGAAUGGUUCAUUAAAGUGUGGAGCGCUUUGUUAGGCAGCUUCAUCUAUCCUUGGACACCCAGAGAUACAGUGGACCUUGAUUUAGGAGGAUGGAUUGCAAGGAGCUCAAGGUGGCCAUCAUAAAUCAAAACUUAUGAGGACAUUUUUUUAAUACGGCCCAGCAUGAAUUCUUAACCAGCGCUGAUUUAUACAUGUGGAUUAAUACAUUUAUAACCCGUAGACCUAACACAAUUGUUAAGUCCUCUCUGUGUUAUUGAAUGAAUGUAAGAAAUGCUCAGCACAGCUCACAUUCUCCCCUGGAUUUUUAAUCUUUUUCAGAGUGAUUGUUUGUGUUUGAAGAGAUACAAUGACUUGUGUCAAAUUAUAUUUUGGUAAAUGGGAUCAAAGCUCUAUUUGAAAUAUUUUGCUCAUGUAAACACUGCAGGGGAGAGAGUGACUGCAGAGAGACUAAGAAGGCAAUUUAGAAAGCACAAGCUGGUAACCUGAAUUUGAGAAGUGCCUCGCAGAAAUGAGAAAAACAGCUGAGAGCAAAGAAAGGAGAUUGAAAACAGAGAGAAGCACCGCUGUUGUGUCUUCUCAUUUCCUGCUGUUGCUGUGGCAUAUGGUGGAGGUCUGUGAUUGGAUGAGAUGUGAGGAAAUUUGGCCUGACAAAGGGAAGGAGCUUGUGUUAAUAGAUGGAGGUAUAAAAACUGAAAGACAAGAGGAGACAGUUUAAGAUAAAAAAAAUCAUGGAUAAACUGCUAAAACGAUGGAUGAUAUCUUUAUUAAUGACGGUGAUGUUUGGGAUAAUCACAUAUGUUGUUUGUUUCGAUAUUUUUGGUGUGCUAACUGGUUAUUGUUUUCCCUCCCCAGAGGAAAGAGCUGGGUGUGCUGUUGUACAACUGCAGCUGUCUGGCCCUGGACCUUCACAGAGUGUUCAGCCUGUACUGGGGGCUCCAGUACAAAGACUUCAUCCCCUCCUUCUGGUCUAAGCGUCUCUUUGCCCUCUUCAACAGGGACGAACCUCUGAAGCUCACUCUCAACAGCACAAUGGCUAAGGCCUACGUCUCUGUGAGUCACAGUUAUGGCAUCACUUUUAAAUACACCAGCUCAGGGAUAAGAACAGCAGUGUUGUUGUGAUGGAGACACUAUGCACAAGUUAAGAUUUGCCAAAUUAUGAUUUAUGAAGUGUUUUAAAUUGACAGGAAAGGGUUGUUACUUCCAGAUUUUAUAAUCCUUUAUUUCAUUUUGAUUUGAUCUGAUUUAUUUGGAUCCCCAUUAGCCAUGGCAAUGCCAAAGCUAUUCUUCCUGAGGUCCAUCAAACAACCUCACAAUGCAUCAGUGCAAAAUAAAUCAAGAAAUAAAGAAAUAUCACAUACAAUACAAUCUUUGUUCAAAUACAGGACAAACAAAAACAGAUAGACAAAUAAAUACAAACAGGUAUACAACACAUGGACAACCCAAGAUAGCUCCAGGUCAGCAGCAACACACAAUCUCCACAUAUCAUAAUCUCAAAAUAGGUGAAGCUCUAUGAUGAUUAGGUGUUUCUUGAUUAACUUCUUAAAAAGUAUUUUACUAUUUUCUUGUGUAAUGUUUUCUGGUAAUUUGUUCCAUUCUUGCAUAGCUCUGUACAUAACCAUUCGUUUUAUUGUGUUUGUUUUUGUUUUGGAUAAUGUUAAAUUUCCUCUAGUAGCAUGUCUAGAAGUAUAGCCAUGUCUAUCAGAACUAAUUUUGCAUUAAAUUUGCAUUUUUAUACAAAAUUGAAGGUUUUUUGUUAUUACAAUAUUUUUAAAGAAAACCAGCAGUGAAUACAAUCAUCUCUUUUAAACUGAUAGCCAGCCCAGAAAGUUGUGCAUGGCUAUGAUGUUUGUUCUGUAACUGCAAUUCAAAGCUGUUCUUGCUGCUCUAUUUUGUACAAUUUGGAACUAUCUAUCUAUCUAUCUAUCUAUCUAUCUAUCUAUCUAUCUAUCUAUCUAUCUAUCUAUCUAUCUAUCUAUCUUUUUACAACAGAAACAUCAUUUUAGUGAUGCCAGUGGAGAAUUCAUUUUAAACAUAACACAUCUGUCAGUUUCAUCACUUCCCUUCUUAACAUGAAACCAUGUUGUGUCUAUUUCUGCGGUAAUCCCAAGCUUACCAGGGUCAAGAACAGCUAACCAUAAAGUUUCCAUUUAAGAGUCGCUUCCAUUACCUUAAUUUAUCUCACGUAACAGGUGGCUCAUAAAAAUCAAUGUCAUUUAAUUUCAGACAGUAUGUUGGAACAGACUGUCCCUCGACACAUCAUUUGGCACUCUGAAUCAGAAAAAGCAACAGCUGCACUGACCUGCACCUGCUAUUCAAAAGUCCCAAAGCAGAUAUUAAUAAACAUUAUGACACGUUACAACAUUUAUAUUAACUUGCAUUUUGCACUGUGGAUCACUGGAACAGCUUAAUGGCACACCUAAAGGAAAAAAAGAGCCCUACUAAAAGAGUCUCCUUUAUAUUUCCUUUUCACAUCAGCCAAAAUAUCAUGAACAAAGUUUUUUUAACGCAAUAUUUCACAAGCAUGUAGUUUACUCUUGGAAAACUCCUUUAAAGAUGAACUUUUGGUUUUUGUUGGUUCUUGUGCACAAAGUGAUACCUCUUAUCUCUUGCCCUGUACAUGUGAAAGUUGUGUUUUCAGACAAAAUCAUCAUCCUGUUGUGCUUUAUUGGUGAAAAUUAUCAUUCAUUGAGAGUAUCUGCCAUACAAAAAAUCAAAAAGGCUUUUUCCUCAGCCUGUUGGUUAUCCACCUCGACAACAACUUACAACAAAGAAAUUAUCGAUCUUGUUGCUGAUGGGCUUGCUUGUUUCAGUAUAAGUUUUUUUCUCAGCGACACUUAACCCACUUGUUUUUGCACUGUUCUCCAGUGUGACACAUACACGUCCUUUAGCCCACAAAUCCCCACUGAUCAGCUUACCUGUUUAUGAUGCAACAAGUCUCUGAUAUAAUGUGAAGUUUAAAAAUUCAGUACCUCAUUUUGACCAUUUUAUUUAGUGGACACAGUGAUGCGUUCAGAGUUUGUUACUCUUGCUUAGUCUUGCACUUCCACAGCUUACAAAGUUUGUUUUGACAAAGCAAACUUUGUGUGUGUUCAUUGGUUGCAAUAAAGACACAGUUAGAGCUGAACACCUCUGUUAAAGACUCACUUUAUUGUUUUUCUUAUCAUGAAAAUUGAAUUAAGUGGGUGAAACAGCUGUGCUUACGUAGACAAGGAACCCUAGCUGGUGAGAAAUUUAGACUGCAGUCAUAUGCUGGUAUUCUCUGGUUCCGUUCAGGGCUUUUAGAUGACAGCCAUGUGCAAGACAAGACAGAAGUCAGACCCUAAUGGGAAUUUAAUUGAGUGAAAUGAUUUGGAAGAUGAUUAGACUGUUAUUAUAAUAACUGAUCCUGAUGGUCUUGUUCUAACUACUGCUAAAACCUUUACCACCUACAACAUGUGUGUUCUGAGAGUGGAAUUAAACAUUAUCCAGGUGUAGCUCUUGCUUUGCUUACCCAAUGCUAAUACUUCUCAACUGUUGUCUUUCCUCUUCUAAUGACAGAGCUCCCCUCAGGUUUUCAUCCCAAAAGAUCGCAGUAGUGAUUUAGACGCCAUUUCCAGAGUCAUUCAGGAGGCUCAACACUUCAUAUACAUCUCCGUCAUCGACUAUCUGCCCCUCCUGAGCAGCAACGCUCGCAGGUCAGAACCACUCUACUACUGUUGGAUUUGCUUUACUUAAACUGUUUGACUGGCUUAAAUCUUCAAAAGAUUGGAUGCCUUGACUUUGUGUUUAAACUUAGUGUGUCUGUGCAUCCGUCUGGCUGCGAGCCCAACAUUUUUGUUUUUAUCUGUGCCAAGGUACUGGUCUCAUAUUGACAGUCUUAUCCGGGAGGCUCUGAUCCUAAGGAAGGUUCGGGUGCGUCUGCUGAUAAGUUGCUCGGAAAAGACUCAUCCACUCACUAUCAACUUCAUCUGGUCCCUGAGGAGUUUGUGCAUGGAGCAAGCCAACUGCUCGCUGGAAGCUGUAAGCACAAGGCCACUACGUACUAUUUAACACCCUGGAGAUACACGUUAUCUGUGUUUAUAGCGAAAAUGUGUGUGUGUUUGUGUUUGUUUGUGUGUAUAGAAGUUUUUCAGCCCCAGAGUGCAGAGGGACGGCAGUCUCCAGGGAAUAAACCAUAACAGAUUUAUGGUGACAGACCAAGCCAUUUAUUUAGGUGAGCUCAUCUGCAAGGUUUUAUGACUGUGCUGGGUAUCAUCUCCACAAGGUCGUUUUUAGGUUACUUUGAAGAAAAGUUCAGGUUUUUGAAAGUGCAGUCACUUCUAGAGAAGAGUCAGACGAAAAGAUCGAUACCACUUUGUGUUCUUAAAGUAGAGAGCAAAGGCCAAGAGAAGAUUAGCUUAUCCUGGCUCUAAGUCUUGAAGAGAGAGAGAAAGAGAGAUAGCCUUACACUCCAGCAAAGACAAAACUGGCCAUCAAGCUUCUCAUAAGUGGAUAUCUUACACAAAAUCCAAUUACUUCCUACACCUACAGUGAUGUUAAAAUAAUUAUAUGUGGUUUUAGAGGACAAAGCAACAGUCUCCCACAAAUAACCUUACAGCUCUUAAACUGCCUCCACACUUUCUACUCUGAGAUUCCAUUGCAGUGUUGUCUAGCACCACUGUAGUAACACUAAAUCUCAAAACAUUAUGAUGCCGGUGUGAGAUAUUAAGUAGUAUUUUAGCUUUACAGAAAAAAGUAACGACUAAACUACAGUAAGACGACAGCUUAACUUGCAUACCGCACUGUUCUACUGUGCUGACAGUGAUGCUGGUCCACCUCUGACUCCAUGACCCAAUAUUUCACUGUUCUCUAUUACACCUCAGUGACCUUUACUUGGAUGAUGAGAUCUUGAAACUGAGAAAAAAAACUACUCAGGGUUUCUGGUACUUUUAAAACAAUACUUUGUAGUAGUGGUGGCGCUUACACAAGAUCGUGUAGAGAAAUAAAUUCUUUAAGCGGUACAUUUACACCGAAGACUUCAACCACCAGAAUAAAACACGUUUGAAUUGGCAUAGAGGGAGUUUGUCUUUCUGCAUUAUUCUAAUCUUUAGGAUUUCACACCAUAAAAAGGCGGCUUACACUCACAGGCUUGCUUCUUGACAAACAAGAGUGUAUCCUUCUGCCUUAUGCUCCAAAAAGCACUCAAGACUUCGUCACAGCUCUACACACUAAUGAAAACACUGCAGACUUUUCCUCUCACAUUACUAUCUGUGUAUGGAUUAAUCAAUCAAUCAUGAAACAAGUUGUUCGUCAGUGACCUUUAAAAGUGCUGGUAGUCAUAUCUUUUUAAGUUCUGAGAGAGCUACGCCAGCUGUUUCCAUUCUCUUUAGGUUUUUAUGCUUAGCUAAUCACCUCAUGUCUUCAGUUGUGGUCUUAAAGCAAAGACAUGAAAGUGGUAUCGAUCUGCUCUUCAUCUAUUCAAAAGGAGGCAAAGUAAUGAUCAAUAAUUACCAUAAAAACAAAACUUUUCCUGUAAGUUUUAGGCUUUAAAGAGAUGGACGACUUUGUCAUGGCAGUUUUAAAAAUUGUGUGGUUUUUUUUUACCUCCGUGUGCUGACAGGUAACCUUGACUGGAUGGGGAAUGAGUUUGCCUUUAAUGCAGGAAUCGGCUUGGUGAUCAGUCAACCGGAGGGCAUCAAAGAGAGGAACUCUACAGUGGUGGAGCAGCUUCGGGCUGCUUUUGAGAGAGAUUGGUUUUCACGAUAUACUCGCUCUCUGCAGGCCAAUAAGAUUCCCCUCUGCAGCAAGCACCACAGUACCAGGAUGAUGCCAGUCAGAAGCAGCCACAUAGAAAACGGAACCGUGCCUAUCAGAAUAGGUCACCAUGAUAACGACCCUGCACCACUGAGAAACAGUCACAAAGAUGACAGACAGAGGGUGAUUAAAACAAAGCACCACGAGGACAGACUUAGCAAAGUAGGGGGCCAAGACAUUGCCAAUGGACUGGCACCAAUCAUGGACAGGGUUCAAGUAAAAAUGGGUCACCCUGGCAGACAGGUGCAAGUCAAAGAUAAUCCAACGUAUCCACCCAGUCAGUCUGCAGAGAGCAGUGGCAGCAGAGAGAUCUUAAAUGCAUCCCUGUGA